Molecule: messenger RNA, 55073 nt
Organism: Podarcis lilfordi (Lilford's wall lizard)
Lineage: Eukaryota; Metazoa; Chordata; Lepidosauria; Squamata; Lacertidae
Source: the annotation of a GenBank genome assembly
AUGUCACAUGGUGGCCAGUCACAGCUGCAGGUAGGGCCAGCAAGUCCCAUCAUAGCCACAGGAAGGUCAGGUGGGGCUUGCUGCAGGUCACAGAAUAUUGAGGGGGCCAGGCCCCCUCCUUGAAAAUUUUGGGGACCCCUCGCCCAGAGUCCCUUCCCUUCAGGACCUAUGGGUCAAAGUCCUUACGCUUUCCCACGUCCAAAUUAGUUUCUAACACUAGAACACCAUUUGUGUUUAGUUGAAAAUAAGUCCCACUGAAUACUCUGGGAAAUGCUCUAAGUAUAAUUGCACAGGAUCACAACCAAAGUCAUUUUUGUUUUUACUUUCUAAGAUAAGUACUGGGAGCUGUAUUUAAAUACAUUAAAACCUAUCUAACUUUAAAUAUGAUAAAACCUGUGUAAACCCAUUUUCAUUGUGAGGAUAAGAACAUUAGCUGGAUUAUCUUUAUUAUAACUAAUGCAGUUGUUAAGCAGAUGGGUAUAAGAACACAUUUCAGAGCUUUUAUGCCUAUAUUAUGAUUUAUAGCAUAUGGAAAGAUAACAAUAGGCAUACAUGAAUUGAAUGUUUCUUGACUGCAUAUUGUUGUUGUUGUUUUAAAGAAUUUAGAUAUAAGCAUGUUAUUUCAGAAGGUUCUCAGUAUGGGGUUAUGGAAAUGAAAAGGUGAAGCUAUUUCCAUUAGAGCACUCCCUGGGGCCUGAACAGGUAAGAAAUAGGUUCAGCCUUCAGUCCACUAUUUCCACAACUGGGUUCCUUUACUUUGCCCCACAUAAAUAAAUAGCUGUUAAGUUUCUCCUAUGAGGAAAAGUAAACUCCUGCACUUGAGGGCUCUGUUGCAGUGAAAGCAAAACUCUGCAGUCCAUUCGGGUGGCUGAGCCAUCACUGGCAGGGAUCCUGUAUGGAGUGUAAUGUGUACCUGUGUCAAGAACACACAGAGACACACUGCACUCCUCUAGAGCAAUGGUCCUCCAGAUGUUGUUGGACUCCCAAAUUCCCUCAGUUUCAAACAGUGUGGUAGAUGCGACUAUCAACAUUGAAUGCGUGGAAUAAUAAGUUACUAAGUUAUUAAUUGGACUCAGACUCAGCGGUGCCCUUUCCAUGUGAAGCUUCUGUGAGGAAGCUGGAGAGCUUUAUUUUUCCAUGUUGGCCUAUUGCUAAAUGAACUUCAGUUUAUAAUGUUUCAAGUUGACACCAUUCUAAAGCACUAUAUCUAGUUUCAAAAAUUAACUGUCUAAUUUUAUUUAAAUAUUUACACUCCCCAUACAUAAUUGCACAGCCCUUUUGAAUAAUUUAACCACUUUAAUAGCAUCUGAAGAAAGUUUCUGUUUUCUCCUGUGUGUGUGUGCUUGCUGCGUUCCCAUUUUAGUAGCAGCAGCAACACACAAACUGACCCCUCUUUAUAAUUUAAUUGCAGUUCUUGCAGGCACCUGCUUUAAACAUUUCUACCCAGUAUUCUCAACUACACUUUAACAACACCCAGCAAUCUUUGUGUCAGUAAAUGUCAGACAUUUUCCUCCCAAGCUUCCAUUUUCCAUUCUCAGUAAAUAUUCCCCUUCAGGGAUUAUCCUCUUCCGUUCAUUAUAAAUCAUGAAAUAAGUAGCCUGUGGUGUCAUGUUAACUAAACGGUUAUAGAUGCAUCAUCAAGUGAUAUAUGAUUUAUGGGAAGACAUGGUCCUGAUGGUAAAUAUCCUUUAAGCAUGUCCUUAUACCUACUGCUUUACUAUGGGCAAGUCUAAGCAUUUUUUAAAAAUCAUAAAUCAAUACUGCAGAGUCAUAAAAUACAGUUUAAAUCCUGAGAUUUAAUUCCAUAAAUAAUAAAAUCAAGUUGUUGCUUUUCUCCCUCCAGUGUCAUCAGGGGAAAGCAUUUUUCUUCUUACAUGAUUGCAAAUUUUGGUGUAUUGCUAAGGGACAAGAACCAGGUCUUGUGCAAAAAUUGACAAUACUGUCCCACCUGCUUCAAUAGCUUAUGUUGAUAUAUGUUUCCACAUUGGCCCCGUGUUAGGUACACUUGCAAAUAUCUAUUCCGCCAUGCAAAGUAGAUCGGAAAUGAGGCUUCUCACAUGAGGAAAGUAAUAGAAUCAGAAUAAUAGACUACCUACCACUUGUUACAGAUACAUUAGUAUUUUAAUAGUUAAUUCAGCACAUCUUCUUUAGACAUCAUUUAUUUGCAGGUUUUGAAAUACAUCUCUGCAGCGGUGUUUUGGCAGGCUAGCUUGAUGUCUGUGAGAUUAUUAAGGGAAUAGUACAUUUGAAACGAAUAAAUUCACAUGUAGAGCUAUUAACUAUUAAUUUGGUCCUGACUAAACUGAUGAGACAUUCUUUGACUCAUAGUGUAGCUCAUAUGUAUCUAGUACUUAAGUACUCUCUAUAUAUUAACACUGAGAUAUAUCAAGAUGAUUCUUCCUGGGACUAGAAAGCAGCCUGCAGAAUCACAUCUGAGCUACAGGCUAUACUGACAAAUUCAUUCUCGAAGUAGCUCGCUAGGACUCCUAGGAGUAGCACUGUCUGUUCAUGGUAUUGAAUCUUGUCUCUGACACUUCCGUUGGCCUAGCACUUUUCCUAAUUCCAGCCAGCCUAGCUUUUUUAUUAUUUGAUCUGAAUGCAGAAAUAAAAGCUUUCUGGUUUUGUAAUGGGAAGAGACACUACUCCUUAGCAAACUCGUUGAUGUGGCAUUCGGCCGAUAAAAGUUGUGUGCUGAACUGGCAGUCUGAGACCAUUUCUCAUUGUUCCUUGGUGGGAUGGUCACUUAAUGAUCAAAUUAGAGCUCACUCAGCCAGAGCUGAGGCAAAACAACAAGCAACAGCUUCAAAUAAGUCCUCCAUUUUUUAUUUACAGACCAUCCGGGUGGAGUUCAUUAUGGCAAAUCACCCAGCAGGAUCCCCUUGACAGCAUAUUAAGAAAACAGAACUAAAUUAGGGAUGGUGGGUUGCACGGCUAAGCUUGUUUCCUCCUCAAAAUAUUUGUCGUCCCGCACCAAGCCCGGUUCUCCAAGCUGCCUCCUGUCUUAUCCGGAGUGCGUCUGCUACCCAGGGAGGUGUCUCUAUUGCUAUUUGCUGCUGUGUUUGUAUAACAUCUGAAAUAUUUAUGAAAGUUGAGACGUUACAUAUUUCAGAGUAGGAUUUCACAGCUGCACAUUCUUGGUUGGCAAAUUCUUAACCAAGAAUAGAAAAAUAAUAAAUGUUUAGGCUUCUAAAAAUGGCUUGCCUUGUGGGAAUCUGUGUGUUUGAGUUGCAGUAGCUCGCCUGUCACUCAGACAGCAACCCAAAUUGGAGUAGCAAGCAGCCGUAGCCUGACACGCACACCUAAGGGAGGCACUCAGUCACUCCAUUUUGUGGUGACCCAGAGGAAGAAUUUUCUGGCAGCCUGGCCACUUCUAACUUGCAGAGAGAAGGAGUCCUAAACCUGGACUGAAACUGCUCCACAUCUGGCUAACAUCUGGCUGGGUUUUAUAGUGUCAAAAUUGGGAAUCAACCAUGGUGUGUAUUUCUUGGUCCUUGCAUCCCCAAAAGUCACCUGAAGCAUUCAAAUAAAUUUGACAAAGUUCUUGCUAUUUUGUGACAUUUUGAUCAGUUCCUAAUAAAGGUAUUGGGUGGCCUACUUUACAGAGAACAGUCCUCCACAUGAAGGCUGUCAGAGGACAGUCCUCUGUUCUAAGGACUUUUCAUGUGUCCUUUAUAAAGAAACAUCAGAAGACAGAAUAGGGGCUUUGAAGGGGUUCAUCAACAGUUAACAUCUGUGUAACAGACUGAGCUGGCACAAGGGGCCAUCUGGUCGCCUCCACUGUGAUGAGCUGUAUUGUAUUUCUGUUAUGGUGGUACCUCAGGUUAAGUACUUAAUUCGUUCUGGAGAUCCAUUCUUAACCUGAAACUGUUCUUAACCUGAAGCACCACUUUAGCUAAUGGGGCCUCCUGCUGCCGCCGUGCCGCCGGAGCACGAUUUCUGUUCUCAUCCUGAAGCAAAGUUCUUAACCUGAGGUACUAUUUCUGGGUUAGCGGAGUCUGUAACCUGAAGCGUAUGUAACCUGAGGUACCACUGUACUUUAAAAUUUGCAUUAUAUAUACAUUGUUAUUUGCAAAUUUUGUGCAAAAUGAUGUUCUCUUUCCUCUUUUUCAGUAGGGCACUUCCUCCUAAGCCCUCCUCUUAAGCCCAUUUUAAAAGGGUGCAUUGUAAACCCUAUUUGGGCAUUAGGCCUGAAAAGAGAAUAUAAACCCUAACAGAUGUCAGGGACCAGGAAUCAGAUUUGCCUUUGUUGAAUGAUAGAGCCAGGGAUGUUAGAGCUGCUGCAAGUGGAAUCCUUGAUCUGCACCUUGUAUAGAAUAGAAAUAAAUUUGUGAUUCACCACAGUAAUGAGUUUCAAAACUUUACUGCAGAACAUUCUUAAAAACAGUUGCAAAUAAAUGUUAUAAAAAUACAAAGUAGCAGAUUGCUCUAAAAAGCAAGCAAUGUGGUCUCAUUUUCUUCUUAGUCCUUAAUACUGUUCAAUAAAUGUGUUUUUUUUUCCUCUGGCCCCAGAGAAAGAGAGAGAUGCUAAGCAACUUGUUUGUAUCAUCAUCACAGAGCUUCCUCACUGGCUCCAUCACUGAGGAGGAAGAGGUCUCAGGUUUCACCUUACUACUGUGAGAGACCUGCAGCUCAGGUUUCCAGCAAUGAUUCCUCAAUUAGCCUAAAGACUGAAAUGGAAACAUCCAACAUUUUCUACCGCAUUUACCUAGAGUGAAACCUCUCAUGCCUAAUGCAAACUUCUCUACUUUGUGAAUACAAACCUUUACAUAAGUUUUUCCAAAAAAAACUUCAAUGCAUAAAAAAAAUUCAUUUUAUGCAUAUUAAUCUUUUAUCUUUAACAAAGGAGCACUGCUAACAGAUGAACCCACAGAGUCACUGCCCCCUCCACCUGAGCAUGAUGAUGUGGCACUACCAUCCUAGAGCAACUUAAAAGCUCCAUGGUUUCCAGAAAACUGCAUGAGCCUUGCCUUGCAUCCAGCCUGAACCUUGCCUAACCUUGCCUUACACCCCAGUAUGACUGUAGCACAUGCUGAGGGCAUUCAUGGUGCCCCACCUCAUAAGAAGAGUCUGCUGCAUCAGCCCUUAACAGUGGCCAACUGGUGCCUGUAGGCAGCAAGCAAGUAGGAUCUGAGCACAAGAGUGCUCUUCCCUCCUGCAGUUUCCAGCAACUGGUAUUCAGAAGCAUACUGCUUCAGGUGGUGAUGGAACAUAGCCAGCAUGGAUGGUAGCCAUUGAUAGUCUUGCCCUCUAUGUAUUUGUCUGAAUCUUUUUUAAAAUCUGCCCAAAUUGGCAGAUCCUCUUUGGGGAUCAACUGUGUGCUGUGUGAAAAAGUUCUCUCCAAAAGGAUAAAGGAAUGAGGAGAGAACAGGGAAAAAAAUAGAAUGGUCAGUUCAAGGGAAUGAGGGACCACGUAGAGCUGGUCUCAAAGCAGAGUCAUUGGAAUGGGCUGUGCUCUCCCGUCUCUCCCUGUAGUACAGCCAAAUGGAAUGGUGACACUUGAGGGAAAGGAAGAGAUAGGGGAGCUAGUCUUUCAGCCACACAAAUGGGGUGAACUACAAAACAGUCAACAUUUUCAGUAGUGGCCCCACACUUACACAUCUCCUGUCAUCUGAUACUUCCAUAUUUCAGUGCUUGGUUCAUUUGGGUGAGUUGUAAUUUUUAAGCAUGCUGGGGUUCCCCCCCUGCUCAAAAAAUAAGGAUCUACAAAUCUGCUGGCAUUUAAUUGGAGUUGCCCUGUAACUUUUGAAGGCUAUAUUGUGUUGCAUCCAACUAAAGUUUGCUCCAAAUGUGCCCACUGAAGUUAAUCAACCUGCUACUCAUGUCUAUUAAUUUCAAUGGGACUACUCUGCAUUGGAUUCACAUUUCACUAUUGUUUCUUUUUGUUUUAAGUAGUACAAGAUUUGGUCUUCACUUGAAACUUAGGUUAUAAAAUACACUUCUAAAUUAAUCACAAAGUGUUUUGCAAAUUAUCAGACCGCUAACUGUUGUUGAAUACAUUUAUCCUGGAAAGGCUACUUGGUAUGGUAUCUUCUCAACAUUUCUAUUCUAGUUCUGCAGAGCAUUAUUAAGCUCUUUAGGUUUUUCUCAAAGUGCAGGUGCUUUAAGCUUUCAUUUUAGCACAGCAGAGAUGCUGUUUCUUAAAGCUUGUUCACUCAAAUAGGCUAAAUACACAAGAGAUGACUGAUGGUGAGUCAGAAAAAAAUAACAUUCUGAAGGACCAAAAGACCAAAAUAAGCAUGCUUUCAAAUCCUCGACAUCUGGUACUUAAGAUAAAAUGGAAAUAUUUAAAACAUGUUUGAAAGAUGCUUGUUUCAGAAGUUUGAUUCAAAUAAUUAUAUAUUAGGAGCUACCAAUAUCAUUCACAUAAUAAAAAAACAGCAAUAAAGAACAGAACUCUCAAUGGAGCAUCCAAUUUGAUAAAAAUAAGAUACCACGAGAUCAUAUUCAAUUAUGAUGACUCAUGUCAAAAUAGUUUUCAUGUGCGGAAGGUUUUCUCUCUCUUCAUAAUACAUAAUACAUAAUACAUAUUACUCAGCUGAUGUUUAAAAAAGAAAGGAUAAUAGUAGAACCAAAAAGAACUGAUUGGCAAAACAUUUUAAAUCUGAUCUUUGUUUUUGCUAAAAGCAAUGAAUACUGAAAGUGGCUUUGUCCAACAGGGAAUAAAGAGUCAAAAAACUUAGGAAAAGAAGAGAUGUUUUCAAAGUUUGUAGAAUAUGGAGAAAGGAGAAUUUAGGAUCAAGCUUCUACAUUUCAAAACUUAUGUUUUCCUUUUAUAUGUGGCUCAUGACUUCCAGGUCCUGUAAUAGUGCUAUAUGAGUAGGAGUGGGGACAGAGUUCGUAUCUAGGUCUGCCACAGGGCCUAGUCUUUGUCUCCAUAACCUGUUGUGUGGCCCGUAGCUCCUCGUGUGUAGAUGUUUAAGAUUGUCUGCUCUCUGUAAGCAAGUACAGGCCUGCCGGCCAAGGCAUGUGAGAGGAAAGUGUCACUGUCAAGGACAGGAUGUAGAGCAUUGAUAUUAUUUGAGCCAUUUUAAUCAGGAGCUGUAUUUGAGAACAAGUGGUGGUAUCAUGGCUUCUCCUAGCUCUGGCCUGUAGUACAUUGUUCUUUGGUGCCAACCUGGCUGUAUUCAUCUGUAUUUCAUUUUUGUUUUUCCCUUCAUUGGGUGGGUACGAUUGUCUGAUGAUAGCCUGAUGUAACAGUUUUAGGUGUGAGUCUUCGUCCAAUCACAGGGCUUGACUGUAGAUCAGACACUUCCACCAUCCCUGUGGACCAUUUUGAUAGGCCAGCAAGGCUACCCAGUUGUCAAAUCCCCUGAAUCCAUCUUGGUAGCAGAUUGGCAACACUGUUCAACAGAGGUGUCACAUGUUGUCAAUAGGUUGCUCUAAAAACAAUCACUGUUACCUAGUAGCAUGCCACACUAUACAGUAUUGCCCCUUGGAAUCAUGCAUCUGUGCCUAUUUAUUGUUGUUUCCUCUGCUUUAAACACAAGGCUUUUUUAAAGCUGGAACUCACUGGAGCUCAGUUCUGGCACGUCUCAGAUGGGUGCUAUUGCCAUUAUAAGAGAACAAGGGUGAGUUCCGGUACCUCUUUUUCUAAAAAAAAACCCAGCACUGUUUGAAUGCUAUAAAUAGCCUCCUUACUUGGCACAAAGGGUUAUACCAGAAGGAUCAAGAUACUUGAGUCUUGGGCUCAAGUACUCCGUUCCUCAUUUCCUUUACAUCAAGGAGAGGACAAUGACUAAAUAGAGAAGAUGCACAUUCAGGGAAAUGCACAUCCUAGUUUAGAUAAUCACUUUCUCCUUCCUGGAAGGGUAAUUAAGUAUGGAGUGCAUUAACCUGCAGGUGUAGGGCAGUAUAUAAAUUUAAUAAAUGAUAAUGAUAAUAAUAAUAAUAAUAAAACAACAACAACAACCCCCAGGCCAUUUCCAGGUGCAUUCCAGGUGCAAUCCCAGGAGCCAAAAUAUGAACAGAUAGGCCCUACAAUCUCUAGGAUUCAAGUUCUUUCUGUGAAAUGUUGCCACAGUGUCUUGAAUAAAAGAGCCAUGACCUGGCAGGCUACUUGGAUGAAGGCAAUAUAAAUGUUAAACAGCCAUAAUCGUGAAAGGAUAAGCAAAACCACAGAUGAUACAAAGAUAGGAAAAGAUAAGAGGUAAAUAGAACUGUCAGAAUAUAGCUGGAAUAAAAACUAUGUGCACAUACAUGCAACCAGGCAAGUAUAUAAAAAAAGAACUCAGCCACCAUUUCUAGAUUUUGCCCCCCUUUAAAUAUUUUUUUUUAAUUAAAAAAAACAUGGUGGGAUUAUAACUCAAGAGGACAUACUGCUUUAGGGGUACUGUAGGAAAAAGAUUCCUUUAUUAAACUCUUCAUGUUGGCCUAAUAAAAUGUACUACUGAUAUGGAAAGAUAAAAGGAUAGAACAGAUUAGUACAGACUCCUAAGAAUAUAGAUUUGCACCUGUAAUAGGCCUAACUAACAUUAAAUAACAGAACGCAUUACUCAGGCCAUAAAGAAGAGAUAAUCUCUUAAAUUAUUAGCUUAGUAUUUUGUUAGUAAUGCUUUUCCCUUUCUCGCCUUCCAUUCCUUUCCAUAAUUUUUUUCUUUCUUUUCCUUUUUUGCAGCACAAAAUAGGUUGAAGAGACUAUUAAAAAGUUGGGCAGAAAUUAAGGUUAUUCUUAAUUAGAAAUGAAGUUUAGGAAAGCAAGCAAAGGGCAUCAUGUGUAAAGCAUCAGAUGCUGAUCAGAGAUGCUGCUUUUCAGAACAUUUACAUGGCAAGAUCUGCUUAAGUCAGCGUUUCAAACAUCAAUCGUCCGCAAAUCACAGACUUUUCAUUUGUACCUUCACUGGAUGUGAUUAAGAAAGGCUCCUAGACUAAGGGACAUGGGUGGCACUGUGGGUUAAACCACAGAGCCUAGGACUUGCGGUUCGAAUCCCCGCAACAGGGUGAGCUCCCGUUGCUCAGUCCCUGCUCCUGCCAACCUAGCAGUUCAAAAGCACAUCAAAGUACAAGUAGAUAAAUAGGUACCGCUCCAGCGGGAAGGUAAACGGCGUUUCUGUGUGCUGCGCUGGUUCGCCAGAAGUGGCUUAGUCAUGCUGGCCACAUGACCCGGAAAGCUGUAUGCCGGUUCCCUCGGCCAAUAAAGCGAGAUGAGCACUGCAACCCCAGAGUCGGUCACGACUGGACCUAAUGGUGAGGGGUCCCUUUACCUUUACUAGACUAAUUAUUGCAUGUUCCAAUUGUUUGGUUUGGUUUUUUCUACAAAAAUAAUUUGUUGCACCUGAAUUUCAAAACACCAUAGGAUUCCUUUCUAUACUGUGAAAAAGAUUUUUUUAAAAAGUUAUUGUCUCUUCUUUAAAUUAGUUUUAAAAACAUUUGGUCUCUUUGUAGUUACUUCAACAGAGGUAUUAAGCAUGACUCAUUAAGUAUAUUGAAAAGUUAGGGUAAACAACUGGAGGAAAACAAAAUGCUAAUUAAUAAAACAUACGACCUAACUCUGCUGAAAGUAAUGGUCUGUUAUUUUUUAUGUUAUGGAACUGCAGCACUUUCCAAAUCAGGCUUCUCAAUCAUGGUUCUCUACAGGUGCUUUUGGACUCCAGUUCCCAUCAUCCCUAAACUUUGGCUGAACAGGCUGAGGCAAGGUACAGAUUAACCACGUCUAAAGAGCACCACAUUAGCUAUGCCUUCCAUGGUCCUUAGAGAAUCCAACCUAUCUUGUAGGAAAUCAUGUGGAGGAAACCAUGCAGAUUAGUGUGUGUGAUGUUUUGCACCUGGCUUUCAAAUUAUGAUUUGCAUAAUUUUGGCAGAGGAAUGCUAACUUCCCAGUAAUAAAGAAAUAUGAAGGGAGGGUGGGAUGGAGAGAGGCCACAGGUCAGUUUUAAAACUUACUCUUUCAGUAUAUGAGAUCCUAGGUACAGUUCUUGGAAUCUUCAUUUCAAUCCAACCACUGAUCUUUGCCUUCUUUACUGUCUUAAAAUAAGGAAGAGUUAACUCCAAAAUAGAUGUCUUUGACUUGUGUGACAUGGCAUGUUCCCCUCUAAAAUGGAGCCCAUUCCUCUGCAGGUUUCCCACUAUCCUUUGCACCAAUCAUUCAGACAAGGAGAGACGUUUGUUGACUAGGGCCUCCAUUGCCUGAAAAUAAUUUUGGGAAGCUGAAGAGAAUUGGCAUCCUGGGAAACUACCUUCAUCAUAAUCAUCAUCAUUUUAUUUGUAUUCCACCAUUCUACAGUUAAAAACAAUGCUCAAGGCGGCUUAGAACAUGACAAGAUUUACAUAAUUAGGUAAAGGUAAAGGGACCCCUGACCAUUAGGUCCAGUCGUGGCCGACUCUGGGGUUGCAGCGCUCAUCUCGCUUUAUUGGCCGAGGGAGCCGGCGUACAGCUUCCAGGUCAUGUGGCUAGCAUGACUAAGCCACUUCUGGCGAACCAGAACAGUGCACGGAAACACCGGUUCCCUUCCUGCCGGAGCGGUACCUAUUUAUCUUCUUGCACUUUGACUUGUUUUCAAACUGCUAGGUUGGCAGGAGCAACAGGAGCUCACCCCGUUGCGGGGAUUCGAACUGCCGACCUUCUGAUCGGCAAGUCCUAGGCUCUGUGGUUUAACCCACAGUGCCACCCGCGUCCCUUGUAAUUACAUAAUUACAAAAGUCAUAAACAAUUCUCUAGCAUCAUGUUCUAAUGAAAUCCCAAGGGAGAGUAGGGAGAGAGAAGACGUUAGAGAUGGAUUUGUGGAAAUUUCCUGCAAAUCUGUGGAUGUGAGAUACUAUGAGAGAGUCCAAUGGAAUUUUAGCCUUCUUUGUGGCCAAAGUAUUUUGAGAUUGUAAGAAUAACUUGGAGUUAUUCCUUAAAAACUUGCAAACGACAGCUUGAUCAGGACUGGAACCAUGUCAGGGUGGAUUUGACCCUUCACUCCCAUGUCAUGGUCCUGAGGGAAAUUGUUCUCCUCUAUCCCCAAGCUGUUCUUCUGCAUGGGAAAGAAGCACCCAUUGGCAUCGAUGAAGCCUUAUCCUUUUGGAGAACUGAACACAAAUUUAAAAUGAUUGAAACAUACACACACACACCCAAAAAACACCCCAAACAGAACCAUCAACACAAACAGUCAGAGGUAUUUCCUGCAGGAUCAAUGGUGGCAAAGGCAAUCUUCUCUGUGAACCAGAACUGUAUAUGAAUGAUAUUGUUCCUCAACUGUGUGGUAUUGAUUUUGUCACAAACCAUGAAAAUACAAAAGUAAUAUAAAAAUAGCUUCAAUCGUUUUCUGUUGCUGUUAAUGUGGUGGCUAUAAGAGCAAUCUAUAUUUAGUUAGAGGCUUAGCUGAACAUCUGGUAAGCUGGUGUUUCACACCUGUUUUAGGAAUAAAAUAUUAAAUAAUUGCUUUUGAAAUGUAGCCAGAUUUAUUUCAUUGCCACAAAGUGAGUGGUAUUUGUAUAGAGAUUGCAUUCAUUGUGUAAUAUAUUAAAAGAAAUAAAGCAAUGCGUGUUUGUGCCAUCGAUUCUAUGAUAUUUUCUCUUGAAUAAAGUUGAUAACAAAUGAGGACAUUUUAGUAAAUGCCAAAGGCUAAAAUGAAUUCCAGCAUUUCAAAAUUAAUCAAAAUUAUUCAGCUUCCAGUUUAUCUUGAUUUUACAGAAAACUGAAAAAAUGCUGACAAAAUAGAGAACAUUGUCUCAUGCUGAUCUGAAAUGAAAAUCAGUUCAGCGGAGGUCAAAUGUAUGUCUAGUUAAGGCGGAACAUAUAUCAUUGCUCUAAUUGAAAGACAGUACUGGCAUUUCCCAUUACAUAUCCAUAUUUUUAAAAGAUAUAGCUCAGCUGUAAGGAUUCACCCUAGAUUGAAUCUAAUAGGUUCUGGUCCUAUACUACACUGGGAGAGGUUCAGCAGCUCUGCAUCUAGGAAGGGAAUGUUGUGCAUUGUUGGAAACAUUUCAUAAUGAUAAUUUAAUACUGACAAUAUUUAAAACCCCAAGUGAUAAUCCUUAAUUUAAUGACAGAUCUGAUCAAUUAAACCUUAGGAAAUUAAACCAUCUGGAUGCUGUUAUAGGCUUAUUUAGGUUAGAGUCUCCCGUUAUCUUUUGACAUUAAAAAAAACCUGCUCAAACUGUUGACACUUCUUGAUAUGCCUCUAUUUGGUGGACCUCAUACUACCAUUUUGGCAAGCUGGCCUGCUCUGUGUAACUGACUAGCACCACAUGUAGGUGUCUGCUCUCAGCAUGCAAUGGCCAGUGUUGUGUUUUAAAUACUUGAUAAUACGUGCUGAAGCUGAAUUUUGCACACGGUAUUAUGUUCGGAUAGCAUGUUCAAGAUGAAUACUUUGAAAGCUACAGUUUUACAAAGUGAGGCAAGUCCCUGUUCUCACCCAGGGCAGAGUCCGUGACAGUGGAUUUGCCACAUACAAAUGAAUGAAUAAAAAUAUUGGUGUUUACCACAGACGAGUGAUUUUUUAUUUGCCAGACUACCACCACCCUUACAUUUCUUCUGAAUGAAUUAGCAACUUUCUUACAAGCUCAAACCAGGUGCUGGCCUUUAUGCCAUGAGCAGAUUAUUUCUCACUGCCUCCCCCCCCCCCACUUUGCAUUAUUUAAUAGGGGAGGAGGGACUUCAUUCAUGGCAUUAUUUAUUUAUUUAUUUAAAAAUUAUUAGUCACCUUCUAAAGAACAGCCUCAAGGUGAUGUACGCUGGAAAUAAUUAUAAAACAAAUAGAAAUGCAAAAGCAGCAAGUAUCAAACAAAACUGAAACCUUACAGGGCAGACUCUUGUGGUAAAGACCCAUUAUUUAGCUGGGAAAGCCUGUCAGAACACAAAAGUCUUCACACCCACACACCCAACAAAAGUGCAGAUAGUGAGUGCCUGUUUUAUCUCAACAGAAAUGUUAUUCCACAGAACGAAGGCAGCUAAACUAAAAGCCCUGCUCCAAGUUAAGAUCUUUGGAACUUUUAAGAGAGACUCUCCUCCGACUCCUGCAUUCUACUGGUUGUAUAAGGGAUAAGGCAUUCCCUCAAGAAACGUGGUCCUAGCUGUAUUCUAUGUUAGCACCAACACCUUGAACAUGAACUGGUAGCUAAUUGGCAGCUAGUGCCAGUCACUUAGCAUUAGCGUAGUAUGAUCCCCUCUCGCCUCACCAAUUAAAGCUCCACCAGCUACAUCCUGAGCUGGUUGAAUCCUUCAGGACAACUUCAAGGGCAGUCCCUUGUAGCCCACUCAGGCUGUUAACAAGAGCAUAGGUUACCUUCUUUCCCUGCACCUUCCUUUCCUGCAUCUUCACAAACCCUGUGUUGAGGUAGGACAGCACAGUUUUCAUCCUCUCCAGCUUGCUAGGGGAACAGAGCAGCAUCAGCAUCCAUAGGCCUGAUGGUUUUGGGUUCCCUAAGCUAAUACUAAUAGCCUAAGCCAGCAGUUCUCAACCUGUGGGUCCACAGAUGUUGUUGAACUACAACUCCCAUCACCCCUAGCUAGCAAGGCCAGAGCUCAGGGAUGAUGGGAGCUGUAGUCCAACAACAUCUGGGGACCCACAGGUUGAGAACCGCUGCCCUAAGCUAAUACUUUAAGGACCCGCAGGAGAAUAGCGAGACAAUAGAGAAAAGAAGCAAAGUUUUUGAAGUCUGUCCUCUGAUGUGCCAAUGUUUUAUCUCUCCCACAACACACACACCCUUCAGGGAGCUAUUGCAAAGCAGAACCUCUCCGUGUGACAAUGAGCCAGUGAGGUAAGUCCUUACAGAAAGCGAACAUAAGAAUCAGGCCUUCAUUAACUUUAUAGUAGACACGAGUGGAAUUUUCUUUCCAGGAUUACAAACCAUCGCAAAUAUAUCCAGUUAGCUGCUUUUCUCAGCUUUCACAAGAAUAAUCACUUGUACGAACAAUUCAACUUUCUCCAGUGUGGCGUAACCUUAAGGUAAAGCACGCUGGCAAAGUGAAACUUCUAGAACUUUAAAAUCCUGGGACAGAUGGUUGACAUAUGGAGCCAUGUGUUUCAAAUGUUUGAUUUUCCCCUAUAACAGAGCGCCUGUGGAUACCGUACGCCAGCAAUAUCGGUGCACAAGUGGGCUAUGGAGUGCUUUGAUUGUUUGCAGCUGGAGUGGUAUUUUGCCCAGUUCGCUGUUAGAAUAACAAGCACAAAAGGGUCUAUGGAUUUUAUAAGGAAUGUGAAGAGGGUCUUGGACUAAAAACCCGAAGCAAAGGUAGCAAUGUCUUUACAAUCAAAGCCAGUGUCCAUGGCUGAAAAGAAAAAGCUGUCAGUUUCCCUUUUGUAGAACAGUGGUUAUCUGUUAGAGUUGCUUCUAUCCCGUCACAAACAGUAGGAGCAAUUUAUUACAUAACCCAGCUGGGAAACAUUUGUUCCCUGAUAUCAAAACAGCUCCACGAACAAAUAUCUGUGUCUAUGUCAGCAGCAUACUUAUAGGCCUACAAAUUACAAUUAAUGUAUUAAAUAUUAUGAAGCAAGGUAGAGCCAGCAUAUGCUACUAACCAUGUCAAUGUUAUGCCUGCAAUGUUAUGUAGGCAUAACACAAGCACUAUGAUAUCCCAUUUGUUUAAAUUCAGAUUCCAUUCUACAUUUACACUAGGGAUGAAGGGCUUAUUUCAGAGCCUGUAACUGCAGUAAGCAGCAGACUCGAGGUAUGUAUGAACUGAUCAUGCUGGCCACCGUGCAAAGAAGUCUGUGGGGGUGCAGUGACAUAGUUUUGCUGGAAGUGCAUCAGAAGGAAUCAUUCUGUUUGUAACUUAAGAUUUAAUUCUAUUCUUAGUAAAUUAGCCAACCAAGAGAUGACAAUGGUGGAAAGUGUUGCUUAGCAACCAGGGAGUGUGGCACAAUUCUCACUGAGGUAGCACAUGCUCUCAUUGGCUGUGUACUUCUGAGGGAGUUUUCCUCUGUAAGUUUGGUUGAAUGUUUCCCUACUAGGCACAAGGUUGCGAGUAAGAACUGAAAAAACCUCUCUGUUUAUUUCUUCUCGUUAUAUACCACUUUUAUUAUGAGGAUUUUUCUCCCUGGACUUACUCUGCUUUAUUUAAGUCACUUUGCUAACAAGUUUUAGAUGUUUUUAAUUGCUUUUAAAGGUAAAUGUAAAGGUCCCCUGACAGUUAAGUCCAGUAGCGAAUGACUCUGGGGUUGCGGCGCUCAUCUCGUUUUACUGGGCGAGGGAGCUGACAUUCAUCCGCAGACAGUUUUUCUGGGUCAUGUGGCUAGCAUGACUAAGCCGCUUUUGGUGAAAACAGAGCAGCGCACGGAAACACCAUUUACCUUCCCGCUGGAGUGGUACCUAUUUAUCUACUUGCACUUUGGCAGGAGCUUUUAGAUGUCUCUAAUUGUUCUUAAAUAUUAUAUAUAUAUAUAUAUAUAUAUAUAUAUAUAUAUAUAUAUACACUGUAUUUUUUAAUUGUAUUCUGAUAUCAUUGAGCUCCUUUUGAAAAAGGGUGAGACACACACUUAAUUGAUAGAUAUUGCCAGCACAAUUGCCAUGGCUAUGGUGCUGAACAAAUAUGGGCUACAGCAGCAGAGGUUUAUACUAGUGCCACAACAACCUUCAUAUCUAGAUCUUUCACAGAUAGCAUCAUCAAGUAAAAUUGUUAUAUAGCUUAGAAGUCUAUUUAGAUGUGGUAUAGUUGUGUUGGAAAAGAAUGAAGACAGGAGGUGGUGCAUCUAUUAUAUGUCUAAUGAUAGUUUGAUCCUGGAAUUCUACUGCUGGAAGAGUAAAUUUCUAACCUAUAGACACUUCAUUUUUCAACUUAAAUGCUUCUCGCAUGCUCUCUAUGACAAGUACGUCAGUGGAAGGUAGGGGUGAUGAGACAGAGCUCUUGGUGGUGAAGCACUUACAAUGCUCCCCGCCCCCCGAGGGUUGAGCUUUUCCAAGAGCCUGCUCUGGGCACCCACAAAAACUUGUGGGGCCUUGAAGCACCUGCUGCCACAACCUCCAGCUCCCACUUCCCUUUAGGGCCAGCAGAAAGCACCAACAGAAGAAGGCUGGAGCCUUUAUCCCUGGCUUAAAUGAUGCAAAUACUGUCUUCUUCUUCCAGGAAUGAUGUGUAAUAUGGGGAUAGCUCCAGUCCAAUCCCUGUUGUAGGGCCAGGCUUUGUUGGUGCCUCUAAACAGCCUGCUGCCACUUAUCUUCUUCUUUUCCUCAAGGUAAGGAGCUCCUUGGAACAUGAAAAGGAGGAGACAGUGAUGGUGGGUAGACUCUGGAGGUGAACAGGGCACUUUGGGUCCUGCUCACUUCAGCCCUCUUGUGUGCCAAGGCACCAGAGCCACAAAGUUCCCAGGAGAACUAUAAAGUACACAGACACAAAGUAUUUUGGUUUAUGGGUUGAAAUAGGCACUUAGAUUAAGCUUCUCUUUACAAUCAAGUGAGAUAAAUAUAUCUAUAUAUUUCUCACUUGAUUGUAAAGAGAAGCUGAAUCUACGUGCUGUGCAAAAAAAUAAAAUGAACAUUAACACCACCAAUAAUAGAUAAAAGUUAAAAACAAGUAUUUUUCAAUUAAAAAAAUUUAAAAUCAACAAUCAGUGAAAACCAGAUUAAAGCACAUGUCAGCUUUUACUUGAGUUGAUUGGCUUGCCUGAACAAAAAUGCUUUUAGCAGGUGCCAAACACUGUCAGGCUUCAGAGGAUCCAACCCCCCACAGUAGGUUGCCAAGAAUGGAUCUUACCAAUGUUGCUUAUUCAAUAAUCACAGAGAGAGGCUUAGAAAUGCAGCUUCUUGGAGUAAUGGUGUUGCUCCGAGUGAAACCCCACCCCCUCCGUCUCUCCCAUUAUACGUCAUCCCUACAGUGGCUGAUCUGUGCCUUCUGCCUCUGAGCUCUCUGCUCUCCUACUUCCAAUGCCUGCCGGGUGCUGGGAGAGGGCGGUCUAGAAUGCUUUCUAAAGACACUGAGUGUCAGCUGUCUCUCUCCUGGUGCUUCCUCCUCCUCCUCCUCCUCCUCCUCCUCCUCCUCCUCCUCCUCUCCCAUUAUUUCCCAGCUUUCCCCCUCAUUGGCCUCUGAGUUGUGGCCUCCCUCAAACCCCUAUUGUAAUUCGGAACUGUCUCCUUCUUCUCUGGAAGGAUCAGGCUGGGGAGGCGGUCUCCACCAUUCCUCCUCUGUCCAGUCCCUGACAAAUACAGUACAGCAAAGGUGCCUGCCUGAUGUCAAGAGGCAGGGAGUUCCAAAGUGUAGAUGCUACCAUGCUUAAAGUUCAGUUUACUACAAGGGCAGAAUUAACAUUAUGUGGCAUAUGUGCUAGUGGCAGUUUCACAGAUUGAAGCAGUAGAGUGGGCAUAUAUGGGGUAAAGGCAAACUUUCAAGAGAGAGCUCUUGAAGGACAUUUGGGAUCAUUUUUCAUGCUGAAAAUGUUCAGCCCCAACCCUAUAAAUUCCUUUGUGGAUUGCUUCUAAAGGUAGGAUAGGGUUGAACCAAAUAUUUGCAGAAGACUUUCCUGCCCAACAAAUGUUGCCUUUUAGGAUAGAUUAGAUCUGGGCAAAAAGUCGUCUCUGAUUAUUGAAGCUUCACGAGAGAAGUUCUCCUGGGCAUUUUCCCAAAUGAAAUGACCAAAUGAACCAAAGGAAAUGACUGAAAAAUCCAAUGAAACAUCUAAAAGACCCGAUGAAGCAUACAAAUUUCUGACUAUCUAAUAUAAUCAGGUGGGGAGUUCAUAUGAUGUCAUGUUACACUUCACUAGGAAAUAAAUCAAGGUAAUUGACACAAAAUGAAUGAAGGAGAACUUAGGGGAGAGAGAUACAAUUGAGAAGAUUUGUCAAAUGAUUUAAUAAUGUGGCUGUCAAUUGCAAAUUAAAAAAGCAGAAUAACUAAAUAGCCUAUGGGACCACCAUAAAAUUCAGAUAAUUAGAAGUAGGGAAAAAUGGUGGGUUAUGUUUACAUAAGGCGCAUACAAUAAAUUUGGGGAUUUAGAAUCUCUCCCCAAUAAUGGAAAUCUCCAUCGGUUGCCAUAAGCUCAUAGACCAGUAUAGUGAUGUGGCAUGUAACCUUGAAUCGAAAAUCCUAGUGGAACUUCACUCAUGGGAUACUUCCAUUAGUGGAAGUUGGGUGGAGACAAUAUUUGCCAAUUCCUCCCCCCAUCCCCCCAUCCCCUGGUUGCCCUAAAAAAUCUGCUCAGAAGAUUUGGACAGCCCUCCCAACUGUGUGAAAAGUGGCAUUGGGGACACAAGAGGAAGGGGAAAUUAGCAAAAAUGGCCUCCCUUCCUCCAGCUGGAGCCUCUGCUGGACCUCAGUUCCUUGUGUGAAUGGAAAGCAGCUUUCUAUUUGUGAAAGGGACAUUCUAGAGCCAUGGCUCUGGAAAAAGAACUCCAGUAUUUUUUCAACUGUUCUCAUUGAUUAAAGAGAAAAGAAGUUGCAUUUGAAAAUGAUCAAAGCUCAUAGAUGCCAAUAAAGAUGAAUGCAACCCAAUGAAGGAAUUCUACCCACUUCUCUGCCAGUGACAAGGCAGGUGGGGCGCCUAUGGGCUUCUGCCCCUGAUGGACUUCUGUCACCUGAGGCAGCAGCCACCCCCUGCCUCAUGGCUGCGAUGGCUCUGAGAAGGAGGUAGCAAAACUGGAAGCCUCUUUCUCAGAGAAGUAAAUUUUCAAGAGAUUAGACAGCAAGUCUCAGCCUAGCACUAAAGCCAACAGUCAGCAUUCUUCCCCAUUCCUCCAAACACAUUCUAGCUGCCAGAAACUUCAAUAUGUCUAAAUCAGCUUAAAUUCAAAAACAGCUGCUUUAAGUGGUUUGUAGAUUAGGUUGAAUAUCGCUACUAUUUGCAUACAAUUCCAAACAAUAAUUCUGACAGUUCCUAUGUUGCAGAGCAGAAACUGUGGCCCAAAUCUAUUCUUAUAUUGUUGUUUAUGUCAAUACAUAGUCAAAAUAAUUUCCCUCGCAUUCUUCCAUACUGAAGUUUACUUUUCUUAUGAGUGUGCCACAUGGUUAGAUUUUUACUUAACCGUGUUUGUGAGGAAGGUUUCUUUUCAAUCAUUCUUCUGUACAGAAUUAAAUAUUAACAUAAACUUGUAGCCUCUAGGGAUGCAAUGAAUAGUAACUUCCCUCUCAAAUAAUUGACCAGCUUGCUAUUAUGCAUGGUAUGCUGGGUAGAUCUGUGAAGAAAAAGGGUGUGUGAGAGAGCUAUUGCAGAAGUGGUUGCGCAUUUAAGCCAGUGGCAGAGAAUGGGGAAGGGUGUACAAAAGUUGAGCAACCAGUGAAAUAGGAAGUCAAUAAAUCAUUUCAAUGAGGGGGCAGUGAUGAGUCAAAGUAGCACUUUGAAAGAGGAGCAGUAAUGAGCAAUAACCUGAUAAUAUGUGAAACAGCAAACCCCGCCAGCUAUUAGAAUAGGAAAUUAGAAUUGGAGCCAUUUGCCUGACGCCAUACACGAUAGCCAGCUGGGUUCGAAACAAUGUCUCUCCCCACCCCCCACCCCCCACCCCGGGGGGGCAGGGAGUGUACAGCUUCUGCCCUGUAGCAGCUCACACUGGGAGCUAAUAUAGGAGCUGCGGACUCCACCCCUUCCUGGCCCUAUGGGCGAACCAUCCCAUAGGGGUGAGGCGCACCCAGGGGCCUCCAGAGUCUGCCUGCCUCCUCCCACUCAGCCAUCCUACAGCUGAGGGGCAGAGGCAGCAGGCGGACCGUUUGGGCAGCAUGGAGCCUGCGCGCGCCCAAGCCAACACGGUGGCUCAGGCAUGCUGCAGGCCCCACGGUGAGUGCCACCCGGCAUUUUGUCACCCCCCUCAGUGUUGACACCCACCACACACCCCUUCUUCCGCCCCUGGGGGGAGCAACCAUAUUUCAGGCACCUGGUGUGAGGACCUCUAGUCCUGGGGCAGGGAUGUCUUGAAUACAUGUGGUCAGAAAAGUCCAGAAGGCCACCUUUGUAACACAGAUCUGCGAAGGUGGUUAAGGGGUGGAAACACUGCCUUUUCUACUGCUAGUAGUUCGCUGAUGGCAUAAUUUGCCUUUGACAGACAUUGUUAUAGAACCCGUAGACAAAACACUGCCGCAGCUCCACUAUUAUUUUAAUUGAUUCCUCAUUCUCAGAGAUGUGUUGUAAUCACUAAUCUUCCUAAUGUAUUAGCCACACUAAGCCUUAUUCGUCCUCAUUUAUUCAUAAAGAGAGGAUGAAAUCAGCCCCCAUUUCCCAAAGUACAAGUCAGAACUCUGCACUCAGAUGCCACACAGGAGUUUCAUGUGCUGCUCUGAUGUCAAAGGCUGGCCCAAGAGAAUGCUUUUCUCUCAGGCCAAAACCAUAAUACUGUUAAUUAAUUAUAAUCAUAAAGCUGGGAAUGUUUUCAUGAUGAAAUGUCGGAGAGUUGGGCUAUAUAUGAAAGCUUGGUUAAUAUCAUUUGUGCAUUCCUAGUUUUCCAAAAAUAAACUUGGGGCGGGCAGAUUUCCCACUCCAUUUCAUUAUUAUUUCAUGGCUUGGCUCUGUCCUGCAAUUCACUCCUCUUGCCUUCUGGUUGAACGCUGAUAAUUUCUACAAUUUAUUUUGGAAUUAGUGCGGGUGUCAUUUGCUGUAGGGUGCCAUUCAAAUAUUUUUCCCUUACAGGUUUCUAGUGCACAUCAGAACAUAUGCCCAUCGCUUAAAGCCCCACUCCAAAAGGAAUCCUCAUUCAAUGGCAUUACCACACCCAUGUUCUUUUUUUGCACUGUGAUUUAAUCAGUGCAAUGUGUGCAUACAUGCAUGCAUAAUUUUUUGUAGUUUUCAUAGAAUCCUAGAGUUGGGAGGGAUCUCAAAGGUCAUCUAUUCCACCUCUCCCAAUGCAGAAAAUCUACUGCUCCAGCAUCCAUGAAAGGCAGGCAGUCAGUCUCAGUUUAGUGUCAAACUACCUCUCAGCUAGGGACGCGGGUGGCACUGUGGGUUAAACCACUGAGCCUAGGACUUGCCGACCAGAAGGUCAGCGGUUCGAAUCCCCGUGAUGGGAUGAGCUCCUGUUGCUCAGUCCCUGCUCCUGCCAACCUAGCAGUUCGAAAGCACAUCAAAGUGCAAGUAGAUAAAUAGGUACCACUCCAGCGGGAAGGUAAACGGCGUUUCCAUGCGCUGCUCUGGUUCACCAGAAGCAGCUUGGUCAUGCUGGCCACAUGACCCGGAAGCUGUCUGUGGACAAAUGCCGGCUCCCUCGGCCAAUAAAGCGAGAUGAGCACCGCAACCCCAGAGUCGGUCAUGACUGGACCUAAUGGUCAGGGGUCCCUUUACCUUUACCUCUCAGUCCCUUCUUUCUUCUUUACAGCUUACUAAGGGCACAAGCACAUAUGUACAUGAUCACACCAAAAUCUUUUCUGGGCUGCAAUUUAAUCAGUGAAGAUAUGUGUGCAUAUUUACUGGUAGAAUUCUCAUGCCAUCAUGCCAUAACUUCAAGUUUGCUUUUAGUGCAAAAUUCAAAUAACUGUACUUGCUCAUGUGUAUCAAUUAUUUGUAAUCUACUCUUUCUGCGCACACAGAAAAGGCAGCAAGUGAUCUGGUGAUCCAGAAACAGAUUGUUCCCUUCCUAGAUCACCAUUAUGCCAGGAUUCUUCUCUGUGUGUGCACACAUGUGCAUGCUAGGUAUGUGUGAGAGAUUGUUUGCUUGUGUCAAAAGGUGUGCGUUUUUAGAGGGGAGUGUUAAGUGUGCACUGUCUGGCCAUACCAAUUUAUGGCUCUGACCCUUGUCAUCUUUUGGAAUGUGCCCCCUGGAAACUUUCCACUGGAGUAAUGUGUCACUCAACACCGCCCCCAAUGUUCUCCAACCAUGCUGUAAGAGCAAAAAAGAGAAGGACAUGGAAAUCUGUUAUAAACUGCAUUUCCACAGCAGACUGAUCCAUGCCCAAAAAUCUAAAUGAUGGAGUAGCAAAUUGCUAGUGCAUCUGUAUUGCUCAGGUAACUUAGAACACAGGACAUUCAGAUUUUCAUUAGCAUUUCAUCAGCUUCCCAACCCUGUAAUAUCAAAUGUGAAGAGCAAAUUUAGAGCUGGUGACUGGGUAUAGCCUCCUUCUGGGCCUUUGGAUCAAAGGCAAAAUGAUAUAGAGAUCCAUAUACUCAUAUACCAGCAUGUCAUAAAAUCCCUGAGAGAAACAGACCUCAUAAAAUGAGGAAAUUGCAACAUCUCUCCCACAACUGUUGAUCAACACAGCAGCCAUCUCACAUCAUAUAUAUUACUUGCAAGAUGCCCACUAAAUCAUAAAUGGUGGAAAUGUGACCAUAAAGAUUGGCAAUCCCAGCUUGCUUUUCCCUUAUUUUAUUUCCCAUCCUUAGUGAGACUCACCUCUGUCCCUGUCUCUCCAUAACCUGCUCUAUCACUCAGUGGUGUUUUCAGUCAGUAGCAAUGGGGAAAUUAUGAAAUUUUUGUGUUUCAGAGAGAGAGGGAGAAGUUUGCCCCCAGAUGCUUCACACAGUUUAAUAUUCAGUUUUUGAAGUGUUUGGGAGCAUCACCAGAUAGCUUACCAGUUUUGAACGUCUUGCUAAACAGAAGCAGCUUGUCCACUGGUGGAUCUGCACACCCUGACUUUGUUACGAGAUAUCCCUUCCAAGCAAGUAGCAAUAACACCACACUCAGGAGGCUAUUGCUCCAGCUCUGUCCCACUCCUGUUGCUAACUGCUGCAUGGCUUUUCUGUUUGUUUGGAGAGGUCCUGGUCCAUCUAGCUAGGUAUUGUCUACACUGAAUGACAGUGACUGUCUAGUGUUUCAGACCAGUCUCACCUGGAGACAUCAGGAAUUGAAUUUGGGACUUUCUGAAGCCAAAGCAGAUGUAUUUGCACUGAGCUUUAAAGGUAAAGAUAAAGGGACCCCUGACCGUUAGGUCCAGUCGCGGAUGACUCUGGGGUUGCGGUGCUCAUCUUGCUUUACUGGUCGAGGAAGCCUGUGUACAGCUUCCGGGUCAUGUGGGCAGCAUGACUAAGCCGCUUCUGGCGAACCAGAGCAGCGCACGGAAAUGCUGUUUACCUUCCCGCCAGAGCGGUACCUAUUUAUCUACUUGCACUUUGACGUGCUUUCGAACUGCUAGGUGGGCAGGAGCAGGGACCGAGCAACAGGAGCUCACUCCAUCGCGGGAAUGUGAACUGCUGACCUUUUGAUCGGCAAGCCCUAGACUCUGUGGUUUAGACCACAGUGCCACCCGUGUCCCUGCACUGAGCUUUAGUUCUUGCCAAUGGUUCUAGUGCACUGUUUUCUGUGACUUUGGAAUCACAUAAUGGUUCGUGUAUAAUGCUUUGUGCUGUGGUUGCGUUUAAUCAAUUUGCUCCCACACUGAGAUACAUGAAGCUGUGGUCAGUAAAGAUCUUAUUGCAAAAUGCUUCUUUUUCAAAGGAAAAAGAAAUGUGACAUCAAAUCUGAUUUAUCCUUAACGCUGGUGAAAAUCCCUCCUUUUCAACCAAAAAUUAAGAGCAUAUGUUUCAGAAUUCAGUCCUAAUUUGUAAUGAAUUGCUUCAGUAAAGCCACUUAUAUCAGUAUUGUUAAUCUUAAUGGGUUCAAGUGACCCAUGUUCUCAUAAUCCAGACCAUCAGUUGAGUGCAAAUUUCUUUUUCUAAUUAAAAAUGUUUGACCACAAGAGGGAGUUCCUUGCCAACUGUUUACCUGUCAUGAAAGAGAAGAGUGCAGUGCACUGGAUUUAAAAGGAAAAGGAAUACCCAGCAAAUACUUUUGGUUUGAUUUGACUCCAAGACAAACGGAGUUAUACAAGUUGCUUUAAAUACGUGUUUAUUUUGGCAUAUAUAUGUCAAGGUAACUGAUUGGGCUGCAUUGCCAUUUAUAAACAUAUGGCUUAAUGCAUAUCAAAAAUAAAAAGGAUGAAUGCUUCAGGGGAGAUGAAGCUAAUGAUUUUAUAUAGCUGCAUCCUUUUAUGCAUUCACUUGAGUUUUCUUAUAUGUAAGUUUGCAUUUGUACCUCACACUCUAGUGUGACCAUGAAGCAGAACCUAGGAUGGGACCGUGCAGAGGAAGAGAAGAAAUGAGACUCAGUUCUCACUGACAGUAUCACUGGGGAUAGAGAGCUGAUUUUCAUUUUAGCCCAACUACCUCUUAUUUAAGGAAUUGUUGAGUGCCACCCACUCCUAUAUGGAGAACGAAUGCCCUACAUUUAGGGGUAAAAAAAAUACCCCUCUGGGUGGCCCAUCCUUCACGGACAGAGUUCCUGCAGCCAGACUCAGAGGAUUCACUGGCGCAAUCUUCUCAAAUCUGGUGCCCUCCAACUCCCAUCAGCUCAGUGGGUUACCAGGUUGUGAAAGGCUAGACUAGUGCAACCCCAGGUAUCCUUGCAAUAGAAGGCAAGCCCUCCCUUCAUAAUGAUAGGCAUUUUGCUAGUUUAGAAUAAAAGCAUCCAUUCAGUAGUGCCUUCUUCAAACCAAUAGUAAAUCUCUUCUUUUAUUGUUAAAUGUGUCACCUGAUUACUCCAUUCUUUUGCAAUUUUUUAAAAUAUGAAAUUUCCUCUCUAUAUUGCCAGCAAGACAUUUACAUUACUCUGAACAGAUGUGUCACAUUAAAAUUGUAUUGUAAUGUGGCUUUAAAGCAUUGCAUUACCAUGGUGAUUUUAUCUCAAGUGUUAUUCGUCUAAUAAUUGGACAGAUUUUGCAACUUGUGGACAAUUUUCAGCUAGUAUGGGGUGGGUUUUUUUAAUGCUCUUUAAUCUGUGAUCUUAAGAACAUUUACUUAGAAGUAACUUCCACUGAAACUUAUGAGAAUUAUUUCCAAGGAACUCUGUACAGAAUGAAGUUCUAUCUCCUUUGUUUUCAAGGCAGAUUUGCUAUUCGCUCUUAACGUUAAUCCUUCCUUCUUUCUGUUCUUUUUAUCCAUAUACAACAGGAAAAAUUCAGAUGUUUUGAAAGAGCACUUCCCAGUCAGUUUCAAGCUAUUUCUGACAGGGUGCAUUAGAUCAAGUCAUAAUUUCAAUCCAUUUUCUUUAAAUUUAAUAAGAUAUGACAAAGGAAAUACCUUCUUUUGUGGGCUUAAAAAGCAGUUUAUAUGUUUUUCCAGCUGUUCCCAAAGAGGAGGAUGCUAAAAAUCAAAAGGCUGUUGCAUGUGCACAUCUAUUUGUACCUAUGCAAGUAACAUCAAUUGUGAGGUAAAGUAUAUCUUUAGGAAGAUGCUUAGCUAACACCUAAAUUUGAGGAUUAGUGCUAUUGUUUUUACUUUUGCAUGUGAAAGCCAACCACCCAUUUUAGGCACGUUAGACUAACAAUAAUCAACACCAGGGUUGCUAGCAUCCCAAAUCCUGAGAUUCAUGGGGUGGGACAUAGUGCCACCCCCUAGGCAGGAAGAAGACAGGCAGGUGGGGCUGACUGAUAUCUGACAGAUUGUGAGGCAGCAUCCCAUUGACCCAAAUGGAUCAUCCUCCACUGUUUAACAACGUGCAAAAGUUAAUCUCAGGAAGAGGGGAGAGUGGAAAGCAUUGACAAACCUGAAGCACUGUACCGUUAGGAAACCUGGUUUUAUUAUCCUGCAUAAAUACGAUGGAAUUUAAAUAUUUUAUACUGAAUUAGCAUGGAAAGUAUGCUAUUCAAAAUAGUGUCCUUCAGAGAAGUAUCUGUUACAUUAAGACAUGGCAGCACUCCAUUUGCAAGGGGUGAGGUCUGGAAGAGAAAGGGAGCUAAGAUAAAUAGUUUGCAGUUUUGUUCAACAAAGUUAUGUCAGGGCAGGAUGAAGCCAAGAUAUUUUGUGGCCUGAAGCAAAGGACAAGAUGGUGCUUCCCUCUACCAUGAGAUGCAAACUAGACUGGCAGAUGACCUGGAAGCAUUUGCCAUGGUGUCUAAGGGUGGUAUGAUAGCUUAGGGAGUCCAGGUCAGUUUCUCCAUUCCAAAACUUUGAUGCUCCAUUUUCAACCCCAUCUGGCUGAAGUGGUGCCAAAUCCCACUGGUUCAUGCUGCCACCCCUACAAAAACAACAUGGAACUGAUCAAUUUUUGCCUUUGAGGGUGACGAAGAAGUCAAACUAUGAAAGAUAUUGCUGCCUGGAAGUGUGCUGCUGCUUCCCUGGGUGAAGAAACCCCUUCCCAGAAAGUGUAGGUCACCUGCUACAGGGCUGGUACUCAGCACCAUUUCAGAUCUUUCGAAUCACUACAAGUUUGCACUGAAUUGUAUCCAUUUGUUUGCUCCGUGCCUUACUUAUAUACCAUUGUGCUUUGGAUGUGCUUACAAUGGUUGUAAUGUUUGUUAAUCUUUAAUAUUUUUCCUGUUAUUGUGAGCUGCUUUGAACUCCACAUUGUUGUUGGGAAAGCGGAAUGCAAAUAUUAAAAUUUAAAAAGAACCGGCGAUCCGCGCGGCGGUUCCCGGAGCAUUCGCGGGCUGGAUCCAGAAGGCAAUUGGGCCUGAUCCGGCCAGCGGACCUUAGUUUCCCGACCCAUGGGCUAGAUGGAUGAGGCUGCCGGGCCUCUUCUACCUUCAUUUCUCUGUGCUACUUAUCAAUGUGCUCAUACAGAAACUCAGUGAUUGCGCCCUGCAUCUAAAUUAUCACUGCAUACUUAUUCCAGCAAGAUGUUUUUUGAAAAUAAGGCCACUUAUUUCAAAAGUACUCUUUUCCAAAUAUUUUAUAAUUAAAAGUGUGUAAUUUUCAUCCGUAAGCAAUUACAACUGCAUUUAGCUCAUCGUUGUGGAAGAUGUUGAAACAAAAAGGACCGCACAACUGCAGAGAUGGAGACGGCAUUUCUAUAAUGACAGUAAUCCAGUUUAUUUUAGCGGCGUUUGUGCAAAUGGCAAAUUGGUACAGAUGUGAAAGAAAUUUGCAUGGUUAAUGGCAUGGUUUCCAUCUUGUUCCUCUACUGUCCGGUCAGCUGUCAUGAUAAACAUUGCAUUCCUAAUGGUAUUGAAAACAUGUGGCUGGUAAUCUUUGUUAUUGCUUGAACUAAAUGAUGCCAUGGAAAAGUUAGUGAUUCCUACAAGCUUCAUUUUAGGGCUUAAUUGGGUUACAAUUCCUAUUCAAGAUAACACUGCAUUGCAAAUGAUCUUGUGGGUUAAACCACAGAGCCUAGGGCUUGCCUAUCAGAAGGUUGGCGGUUUGAAUCCCCACAACGGGCUGAGCUCCCAUUGCUCGGUCCCUGUUCCUGCCAACCUAGCAGUUCGAAAGCACAAAGUGCAAGUAGAUAAAUAGGUACCGCUCUGGCGGAAAUGUAAACAGCGUUUCCGUGUGCUGCUCUGGUUUGCCAGAAGUGGCUUAGUCAUGCUGGCCACAUGACCCGGAAGCCGUACGCCGGCUCCCUUGGCCAGUAAAGCAAGAUGAGUGCCCCAACCCCAGAGUCGUCUAUGACUGGACCUAAGGGUCAGGGGUCCCUUUACAUUUUUUACCACAUCUUUUCCAGAGAUUGUACACUUGGACUUCCAGCUACCUCUCCCACAACUACAACUUAGCUAUCGUUUUCCACACUAAACAGGGACAGCUCCAUCUUGGGGUUUUGUAAGCCAUCCUGCUAACUUCUGUCUUCUGCUUACUAUUUUUUAUGUCUGCCUUGACCAUUUAUAUUGUCUUGGGUGUGAAUCCUGGGAGACCUGCUCCUUGCCUUGCAGGCCUUUCCCCAUCUGGCCUGGGAGGGUGGGGCCCUGACUGACUCCAGCUACAAAAACUGAGGCUGCUGAACAGACUCUUGGGCUGGGGUACUGCUUAGCAGAGCAGGGGUUGUUGGGGAUGUGUUGUUGCUGGUACUUAUAUUAAUGUUUGUAUCUUUAUUUUACUUCUUUAUUAUGGUUUAUGUGGAAAUUGCUUAGUUUGGUUAUGUAUUUUAAAAACUUUUUUAUUGAUUUUGACUACUUUUGUUAUGUUCUACUUAUAGAUUUAUUUAUUUUUGCAUGUUGUAAGCCACUUUGAGCAUGGUUUGAACUGUGGAAAGGGGGCAUACAAAUUAAUUAUCUAUUCAUGUCUAUGAUCUCAGGAGAUGCUCCACCAAACACAUUAGCACUUUAGGUGACGAUGUCGUGCCCAGCUGGGUGCUAACAAACAGACUGUGAUGUUGGUGUUUCAGGAAAGUUAACAUCAGUAUCACAAGGAGCUAUAGUAGUGCAAUGAAAUCUCUAGGGAGCCCUCCAGACAUUCUUUUUAUUCUGCAUUCAUGAUUAUUAUUGGUGCUCAUGAUGCUAUCGGAGUGGUCACACAUGAUUCUGCAUUCAAUACUGUUUUGCAUCUACAAACAUGUUGGGGUGUUCACAUUGCUUCACUUCCAGCCAGUACAUCUUCAGAAGGCUUCUGCUGAAAUCUUGUAACUUCUUAUACCACAAAUGUUCUGGUUUAUUUUUGUUCUGCAUUUCUUGAGCUUUCGCCUCUCAGAUAGCAAUAAUGUGGCAGGAUUGGGGAAGUGUUGCAGAACAGACCAAAGCAGAAUAAGGCAACCGCUCAUUCACUAUUAUUGUGUCAAAAAUAUGUUGCAGAAUGCACCCAGAAUAAAACACCAGACUGGAGGGUCAGGGUCUUCUUAUCACGUCUCCUCCUACCAACCUGACUGGGCCAUUUUCAGUAGAGAGGUUGAGAAAGUGGUUUUGAGCAGUAUACGGAAGUGACAACAAAGGACACUCAUUUUGAACUUUCUGGGUGAUGUGUGAAAUGAGAAAUGGCACCUCUCCUCAGUUAGAUGUGGCAGUUGGAAGAACAUGUGCAGUUCACCAGGGGAGAUGCACAAAUAUUGGCAUUGCACGGUAGUCAGAAUGUUGCACUUUAGAGGAUUUCCUGUUCAGAAUUCCAGCCACAGCUUUCCAUGCCCUCUUCUCACUGCUCUUCACACACAUCCAGUCAGCAUCCCAUGUUCACAGCAUGCUAAGUCCACACUGAGGUUGUUUCUUGAAAGGUGCCUCUCUUCAGCCACCCCACCCUCUUGUACUUUUGCAUACCUUGGUAUUCUCACAGAUCUGGUGAUACAUUCCUUUUGUGUACAGAUGGUGCAAUUUCCCCCAGUGUCAUAGUCCCAAUAAUAUUGCCCCCCACCACCACUUAUGUUUUGCAAAACAGAAAGAGGUAAAAAAAAUCUAACGGUGGAUCACUUUAAUGUCAUAUAGUUUCAACGCUGGUAUACAUACAUUAGCACAUUUUGUGUGGGUGCAUAUAAACAGCAUUCUUUUUUAAAAGGUCCUUUGACUUUUGGUGUAGGGAAAAUCCUGCAUUUUAAUUCUGCACAUGUAUUUCAAAAAUAAGAUAAAAACUGAGUGUCGUUGAAAAUAAAAAAAAAUAGGAAGUGCAAACCCAUUCAAUUAAAACUUCCAACCUAGUGGUUUUAUGCAAUACAAAGUUAAUGGUCUGGCUUGAAUUCCAUAAAAUAGUACAUUUUUUAUCAUCUGCAAUGGCUCAUGGAUCUCAUAUGAACAUACCUAAUGUUUCUGGAGCAUUACCUUCUCUGAGGUGUAAUCACAAUGUGUAUCAAUAAAGAUAAAAUAUUGUAGACCACUGAUUCAUGUGGAUCAGUUGGAAAAUACACAGACAGAAAUCCAAAUAAUCUUACUUCUCUUCCAACAUCUAAAUUAUAGACAAAAGUCACAAGAGUGAGUUUUAUUAAAGAAGAUGGAUUAAAAAUGGAACUAUGACUAUAUACAAUGGCCGACUAAACAGGCAGGGCUGUGUGGUUUCAAGGCACAGAUGUCCGUACAAAAGAGGCAGGCUGAGUUUGAACCACAACAGGGCCAGACUGAUACAGCUGAAUAGCAACAAGGACUACCUGUCCCGUCCCUAACUUCUCCCAUAAUACCUUGCUCUGAGGAAGAACCCUCCCUCAUAGUGGCAUUUACUUCACCAAUUGAAGGAGCUGUUGCUGGAGGAGAAAGAGGUAGUGGCAGGGUAGUCUGCCCACCUCAGAUGGCAGAAUGUCUUUUACUCUGUUUCCCUGUAUAUAUAGUCUACAGAAAAGAGUGAAUAUGGAGAGGUAUUGCUCAGUGUGCUAGAGAGACCAUAGACAUCAAUAAGUUGGAAAUCUUAAGUGCAACAAACCCUCAACGCACAAUUGCACUCAUUUCACACGCUAGCAAGGUUAUGGUUAAAAUUCUACAAGGCAGGCUUAAGCAGUAUGUGGACUGAGAACUCCCAGAAGUGCAAGCUGGAUUUAAAAGAGGCAGAGGAACCAGAGACCAAAUUGCAAACAUGUGCUGGAUUAUGGAGAAAGCUAGAGAGUUCCAGAAAUACAUCUACUUCUGUAUAUUGUCUCCCUGCUUAAAUUUAUAUGCAGAAUUCAUCAUGCGAAAGGCUGGACUUGAUGAAUCCCAAGCCGGAAUUUAGAUUGCCAGAAGAAAUAUCAAGAACCUCAGAUAUGCAGAUGACACAACAUUGAUGGCAGAAAGUGUGGAGGAAUUAAAGAACCUUUUAAUGAGGGUGAAAGAGGAGAGCGCAAAAUAUGGUUUGAAGCUCAACAUUAAAAAAAACUAAGAUCAUGGCCACUGGUCCCAUCACCUCCUAGCAAAUAGAAGGGGAAGAAAUGGAGGCAGUGAGAGAUUUUACUUUCUUGGGUUCCAUGAUCACUGCAGAUGGUGCUAGCAGUCACAAAACUAAAAGACCCCUGCUUCUUGGGAGAAAGCAAUGACGAACCUAGACAGCAUCUUAAAAAGCAGAGACAUCACCUUGCUGACAAAGGUCCAUAUAGUUAAAGCUAUGGUUUUCCCAGUAGUGAUGUAUGGAAGUGAGAACUGGACCAUAAAGAAGGCUGAUCGCCAAAGAAUUGAUGCUUUUGAAUUAUGGUGCUGGAGGAGACUUUUGAAAGUCCCAUGGACUGCAAGAAGAUCAAACCUAUCCAUUCUGAAGGAAAUCAGCCCUGAGUGAUCACUGGAAGGACAGAUCCUGAAACUGAGGCUCCAAUACUUUGGCCACCUCAUGAGAAGAGAAGACUCCCUGGGAAAAACCCUGAUGUUGGCACAAGGAGAAGGGGAUGACAGAAGACGAGAUGGUUGGACAGUGUUCUCGAAGCUACCAGCAUGAGUUUGACCAAACUGCAGGAGGCAGUGGAAGACAGGAGUGCCUGGCGUGCUCUGGUCCAUGGGGUCACGAAGAGUUGGACACGACUAAACGACUAAACAACAACAACAAGGGUGUGCUUUGCCCCCUCACCCCAGACAAACCUCUAAUGAUGAGCCUUGAGGUGGAGGAGAAGAUUUAAUAGUGGAUGGCAUUAACCAUCUUUACAUUGACUGGGCAAAUGCAUAUUUGGGUAGCGAAAAUACAACAUACUUUUCUAGCUACAAAAUAAAUUAUGGUGUCUUAGCAUUGUUGGUCAUGGAGCUGACUAGAGUGGAGGUGACCCUUGACUUAAUCCUAAGUGCUUUCACCCAGGACUACUGUUAGAUGUAAAUAAGUUUUAAAGUCAUAGGAACAGAGAUUAUUUUAGUGUAAUCUUACUCAACAUAUUCCUAUGUGGACGGUUUCACCCAAAAGUAUAUAGUUGUAUCUUGUUUCAAAAUAGGAAGUUUCUAAUAAAUGAGGGGGUAUGUUAAGAGGAAAAUGAAAAGGAGAAUCCGUGAGAUGAAAUCUAGGGGCUGGUGGAUCAGUCUAUGUCAAUUUUGCAUGUCUUCAUUCAUAAGUCAUCAUGUUUGCAUAUCAAUUUGCUAUUUUAAAAAAUUACAAUAUUUAUCACAAAAUACACAUUUUUGUGAUGAAGUCUGGAAUGCAAAGAUACCAUAAAAUAUCAAUAAAGCAAUAAAACCAUACAUAGUGCUAAAAGUGUAUUUUAUGCUAUAAUAGGCAUUUUUGUACACACUGUAGCUUAAAGCAUUUUCUAUGUAUUUUGGUAAGUUCUUUGAGCAGAGAAAUGUAUUGCAAAAUUUGGAGAAGUGUGAAAACAGAAGGAUAACUGUGUUCCAAUUCGUGCAACAGUCUGUGAAAUGCAAAUUAGAUCAGUUCACUGUAAAACAUGGAGCAAACAUAAUGGUUAAAUCCCUUCAUGAAGCUUUGCAGCUCCUCAAAAACACUAUAAUGCAGGAAUGUACAGAUUAGUAAAAGCACACCCAUAUUAAAGAGGAAGCCAGCUUGGUUAACAAGCAGAGUCAAUAAAGCUGUAAAAGGAACAAUAAUAGUCUCCCAAUACUUGUGAGCUGCCUAAUGUAAAUGAUGAAAAGGAGAUUCAGAACAUACAAAAGAAAUUACCAUAAUCAACUGAUGGAAUUCACUGCCACAAGAGGGAAUGGCUACUGUGUUCAAUGACUUGAAAAGGAAAGCAGACAAAUUCAUGGAGGAUAGAUCUACUAAUGGCUAAUUCCCAUGAUUGCUAAAAGGAACUUUCCUAUUCAGUAUAUCUCUGAAUACCAGUUGGUGGGGGCAACUGCCUCUAUAUGCUGCUUUUGAGCAUGGAUGCAACCAUCUGUCUGCUCUGGGAAACAAGAUUUUAGACUAGAAAGACUCAUGCUUGGUCAGAUUUAGCAAGGAUCUUCUGAUCCAGCAAGGAUCUUCUUAUGUUCUGACAGAUUUUACUUCCAUUCCAAUUUCUGCUGACCACCCCAUCCCCACCAGUUAAAGCUCCCCAUGCCACAUAUUGUGGUAGGAAAUUCCAAGCUCUGUGGGAAGAACCCUGAGAAGGGUUAUUCCCUGAGAAGCAGAUUUUGGGUAGAUGCAAGUGUCUGAAGCAGGAAGGGGAUGGGAGCAGCCAGCCCUCUUGCAGAAGAAGAACGUCUCUCCUCGUUGGAUACAGACUAGGAAAUUUCAAGGCAAAGUUGCAGCGAUAGCCUCCUGUCACUCGCAGAGGGAAAGGUAAGGGGGCAGUGAAGUCAGGGCUUUGGGGUGCACUGGAGGGGUCACCAGGCAGGCUCCUUCGGCACAUCUGCCCAAGCCCAACCCGUAAGUAAAUACCAGUGGCAUCUAGGCCAGGAAGCUAUUGUUGCAUGUGUGUCCCACUGUGCAAGCCACUCCUCACAAUGGUCUAUGGUCAACAUUUACCUGAGAAUGCUAAUACUGAACAUGUGCUCGAAUCUUCGUUUCACAAUUUUCACUGCUGGAGUUCAGAUUGUUGUUUCUGCAGUUGACAGUGCUCUACCUUCUUCUCUAAGCCUUAACUUUCGGACAUUAAAGAAAGUUAGUUUGAAUCAUCUGCGGAUAUUUUCUGAAUAGUGCCAUCAGAGCUUUUAGAAGAGAGUCUUAUUUUAUAGAUCACAUUUCUCCUAUCUUGUAGUCAGUAGGUUUGCUGCUUUUUGGCAGUAUAUUGAUUAGGAAGUAAUAUAGGACUGUACAAUUCAAGAAUGAAUUGUCCCCGUGUAGCUAAUCUAAGUCCAUCCGCCUGAGUCUCUGUCUAGCAUUUAUCUCAGCAGUGAGUCUUCCCCGUCUAAAUGUUUGCCUGACUAUUGUAACUUCUGUUGUUGCUUUUAAUCGCCUUUCCCCCUUUAUACUUUGAUUAUCUUUGCUGUUAAAUUGUCUCUUCUUAACUCUGACUUUUUUCCAAUAGGAUUUAGAUUGCCGGUUCACAACUCCCAUAUUUCAAAGUAAGAACAUAAUAAAAACCCUGCUGGAUCAGACCAAAGACCUAUGUACUUGAGCAUCCUUUUCCACACAGAAGCUAACCAGCUGCCUAUGGGAAGCCUGCAAGCAGUACAUGAGAGCAAUUGUCCUCUCCUGCUGUUAUUCCCAAGCAAUUUUUAUUCAGAGGCCUCUCAGCCUGGAGGUAUUAUAUAGCCAUCGUGACUACUGAUCGCAUCAUCCUCUGUGAAUUCGUCUUAUCUCCUUUGAGUAAGUUGGUGGUCCUCACCACAACUUGUGGCACCAGAUUCUAUAGUUUGUGCAUAGAGGUUUCUUCUCUGGCCUGAAUCUUCUAUUAUUCAGCUUAAUGAGCUGACCCCAGGUUCCAGUUUGUUGGCAUCCUCCUCUUUUGGGAGGCAAUGUAAGAGUGUGCCAUCAGGGAUAAAGUCAAACUAUUGGAGAAUUACAGUGCCUGCUGUAGAGACCGAUACAGGAGAGACAUGCUUUAUUGCAGGUAGGGGAGGUGAAGACAUCUGGUUUUGCUGCUAUAGGUGCACCAUGGCAUUUCUUUAAGUACAGUUAGAAGCAGAUUAUACCCCCCCCUUUAUAAAAGAGAUGCCAUGGAAUCAAUCAACUCUAAAUCAGCCACCAGUAAUUAACUAGCCAGUGUACUGGUUAGAGAGUUGGAAUUAGCAUGGGAAUAACUGGGCUUCAGUUCUUUUUUGGCUACAAAAUCUUCUCUCAGCCAGCAUACCUCAAAGGUUGUUGUGAGAAUGGAGACCAUAUAGGCCAUCCUAAUAGAAAUAGCUUCAUUGGGAUCAUAGUAUCGGGGAAGGUUUGAACUCUUGAACUCUUCCUCCCAAUCAUGGCAGAAAGUGAGAUAGAGAGAGGUGGAAGCUGGUAUGGGAGGGAAUGUGAUAUAUGGCUUCCAUGCAGGAAGUAGAAGGUUCAAAAGAUCCAGUUGCAAAAGAUCAGAUAGCAGACUAUGGUGAAGACCUCUGCCUGAGAGCAUGAAAGGUUACAGCUAGUUAGGCUAGAGAAUACUGGGCUAGAUGUGAAGAAGAAGAAGAAGAAGAAGAAGAAGAAGAAGAAGAAGAAGAAGAUGGUUGUGUUGUGUUGUCUUUCUUUCAACCAUCAGAAUAUUGGAAACUGUCUUAUACCAGGUCAGACCAAUAAUCCAUCUGUUGUUAUUAUUAAUGGACCAAUAGUCUGGCCUGGUAUAAAACAAUUUCCUACGUUCUUGAGGUUGAAAGAGGGACAAAUCAACCUUUGAUCCCUUUAGGUCCAUUUUUACAUACAAUGCCAAAACUAGCAUCAAAAUAAUCAUUUAUCCAGAAUUAGGAAUGGACAGAUCAGCCUGUUUCCAGUCUGCAUCAGUUUGGCAUGUGUUCAUACAUUCACUCAUAUUAAUCUACAAUUUCUUUUUUUUUUUGGAAAAAAAAUCUGUAUGAAAAUUCAUAUUUAAACAGUACUAUUUUCUCAUAAAAUACACAUUUCUAAGCAUAAUUUAUCUUAAAAGAAUUAAUUUCUAAACUUAUUCUAAAACAUAUGUGUUUAUAUCUGUUGUGGAAAUUUGGGGGGGUUACAUUGAAACAUUCAGGAAAAAAAUGUGAAAUACAAUACAGAUAACUACAUAUUUCUUCAGUGUAUGCUUAUGUGGGCAGUGUGUAUCAGAAUUCAGAAAGAACUAAUUCCUCAAGCAUCCCUAUUCUCAACUGGCUGUAGGCUAUUUAUGGCAUGUUGCCAGAGAGGGAUUAUAUUGUUUGCAGCAUUGUUCUAGCAGCAGCAGCACACACACACACACACACACACACACACACACAAACACACACCUACUUGGUGAUACGGUAUCAGUUGAAAGUCCUCAAUGAAACAAUCUUUCCAGUGGAAAAGAUUAAAAGAAUCCAGUCUUCAGAAAUUUCAUGUUUUGUAAUUUUUGACACCAACAUUUACUUACAAUAUCGCUCCUUUAGAGUGUAAGUUUCUUCAAAGAAACCCAAACAAUAACUCCUGCCGCGAAGCAUUUAUAGUAGGAUAUCCAUCAGAAAUCAGUUGACAAACUUAUAAUGUGUGCUCUGCAGAUAAAAAUGAAGCAAAGGCACUGCCUCGUAUUUUCCCAGCAUUAGCCUAUCCAGUACCUGAAGAUAUAUUUUCCUGAGCGUGUUAUUCUUUAAACCAAUGAUCCAGUAUUUUAUACCUUGGGAACAGGUGGCUUAAAGCAAAUGGUAUUGACUACUACGGAAAAAGAGUGUGAAUGUGUUAUGAGGGAAGGGAUGGGAUGUUUAGGGACGGCUCUCACUGUUAAACAGCAACAUAAGGAAACCAAUAUGUUUUCCUAGUUAUUUCUAGUUCUGAAUCUAUUUAUUGUAUGCCAUGCUUCUAGAACUAAACCCAGCAGUUCACUGGAUUUCCUUCUUUCUCUUUCCUUACCUUGAUUUAUUUGUAGAAUUUGUACCUCACUUUUCUUGCCAGCAAACCGAAGCAGCUGAAAAGAAACAAGUUAAGCACAGUUAGAAGUAGCACAGUGGUGAAACCUUUAGAACAAAAAGAACCCCCAGAAAACAGUGGCAGUGGGAAAGGCAACAGUACAAAAGCGGGUGAAAAUUAAUAGGCUGUAUAUAGCCAAGUCAUUGGGCAAAUGGAAUGACUUUCCUUUUACAGUCAUACCUCGGGUUGUGAAUGCUGCAGGUUGACUGUUUUCGGGUUAUGGACCGCGCCGAACCCGGAAGUACCGGAAUGCGUUACUUUUGGGACUCCUACACUUGAGCUCUAGCACGUUUCCUUUGAGAAACCUUCACUGCAAAUCUCCCUUCAGCAACCCCUGUUAAUCAUGUUGAAUAUCUUACCUGUUUAUGAAUAAAUGCCCAUCAACACCACGUCCAAGGCCAUCUAAAUUGAUUUCACACUUCAUCUCUAUCUUCAGAAGCAGAAGUGCACUAAUUACUGGAAAAUGCAGACUGACAGAAGUGGUCAGCACAAUGACGAGCAAAUGUUCUACAAAGUGACACUUAGAUUAGGGGCAAAACAUCAUGAUUCAGAGUGGAAUAAACAACAGGGCUAGAUUCAAGUUCAGAAAGACGCCUACAUGGUAAUAAUUGAAAGUAAGCAGGCAGCUGGAAACCAAUAUACUCCUACAAACAAAAAGAUUGUAGCACGCUUCCAGAUUUAGCACAAUGGUCUGUGCACUGCUCGAUUGAAGCCAUCAUGACAAAGCCAGGAGACAACCCUACAUUCACCUUCAGUGAAGAAGCAACUAUUAGCAUUCCAUUGCUUUCGGUAUAUACAUGUAUGCUGGGGGCUGCCGCUCAGCUCUCUCUGCUUGCCAAUCCCUGCUCCCCAUCUCAGUUUCCCUGCCCCAAUCUCUCUCUCUAUGACCAAGUCUCCUCACUCACUCACACAUCUCAGUUGACCACAAUGUGUUCCUUCUUCCUCAGCUUCCCGGUCCACAAUAUUUCCCUCACCCCUGGAAACCACCUUCUCUCCAAUGCACAGCUUCUCACCCAAAUGACAACUAUGUAUCUCCUCCUUGCUCUUUUGCAAGGGAGAAAAAGAGGGAGUAGCAGUGGCAGACCUACAUUUUGGGGGCCCUGAAGCUCAAAAUGUUAUGGGGGCCCCUUUGCAAUGAGGUCUGGGCAACCACUGUUAUUUUCUUCAAUUGGGUUGUUUACAACAACCUUUACAACAUCUGUGUUAUUGACUCUCAAACUUAGGGAUUGUUGAAGUAUAUACAACAAUAACAAAAUGAUCAUUUUGAGUUGUGCAACUCCAAUUGGGUCUACCAGACCCAAUUUUUUAAAGCAAUUAAAAACCCGCUACCAGCACUAGCACAAAUUUUAUAUAGAAGUGUGCAGGUCAGCCUAACAUAGCGGAAUAGUAUUGCAGGCUUACUGUUCUCCAAAGUUGUUAAAGUUAGAUAUAUUAUUAUUAUUGUUGUGUGUGUGUGACAUACACACACACUCUGCUUUUUUCUGGGGGGACACAGGGGUGUUCCUUCCCCAAAACAUUUUGUGAAUCUUUGUACUUUUGUCCAUUUACUGUACUUAUUUUUCCAGAUUUGAACGAUAAAAUUGUGAUUUUCUUCAAUCAAAAUGAGAGUACCCCUAAACAUUUUUUUAAAGAAAAAAAGCACUGUGUGUGUGUGUGUGUGUGUGUGUGUGUGUACCAUAGUGACCUGGGGUCUUUGACUAAAUACAUAAUUCUAUUUUCUUCUUUAUCCAUGAAAUUUCUUGAGUUUCAUUCAUCUUUCAUUCAUCUUCACCAGCAUCUAUGUGUUUUCCCUUCCUUUGCUAUGGUAACAACACAGGUCUUCAGGCAUGGCACAAACCCCUUGCCUGGCACACCACAAACCUUUCUAGCGAGUGUGGAGGGGGUUCUCCUGGUUCAGCUCUAUAUAUGAAAGUUAGGUCCACACCAGCUAAAAUUUUAAUUGAGCAAGUCAGAUUCAUUAUGACAAAAAAAUGACACAAUCAAAUAAAAAAGCAGGGUCAAAAUUAAGUGUGAAACAUAAAAAGUUAACCCCUCCCCUCUCCAAGUUCACCAGUAACUGUCUUCCUGUACUUAUGCAAUCCUAUUGAUCUAUCCAAAUGCAUCUUUUGCUCCAACUUUUGUUCUCUUCCAGAGCCACUUGCUGUCAUGAUAUAGCACUAGAAGCAGAAUGGGCUGUUUGUUAUAAAAUGUGAGUGCACUGACACACACUGUUUGGCUUUGGAAGUGAGAUGAAAUGGUUAACACUGAAAAGUCCUUUACAAAAUUAUGCUCUGUGAAGGAGAGAAAGAAGAGGAUGACUUUAUUGGGGCUCGAACAAAAUAUAUGAGAAACGUGGUGCUCGUAGCUUGGACUUGAGCCUUGAACUUUUAAUUUUUCCUUAGUGGACAAAGUACAGGAGAUUAAAGCAAUACCUUUUAUUGGACCAACAAAGAGCUGCCAGACUUUGAGACCUGAAAGGUUGCAUCUUCAGGGUUCACUUUAUUGAUCUUCCCUACUGUUCCUUGUGGAUCAGAUUGGCUGCAAAUAAGUCUGUGUGCCAUUGAUGUUACCUUUCUUCCUUUGAGAGAUAAGAUUUAGUGUUUUUAUUUGUGAUCCUUGAUGAAGAGAGUUCAGGAGCAGAAUCCGUAGUGAGUUCAAGAAUGCCUUUUUCUUCAAGUCUUUCGGAGUAUAUAAGGAUCUUCUAAUUAAGAUUAUGGUGAAAAUGUUCAAAUCUUAUUUUUCUAUAGAAUUAUAAAAUGUAUUUCAGCUGCUGGAAUGACCCCUAUUUUUCUCAGUAGCAGUUAAUGUGUACCCAAAUCACUGUUCCCAUUUUGUCUUUUAGGAAUGUUGUAUUAAAAUGUUGAACUACCCGGUGUCAACUCUCUCCAAGGUCUCUAGAUAUUAAAUCUGAGAAGCAGGAAACUAUUUGUAUAUACAUGAACAUAAAGGCACCAAAUAGAGAAGGGAUGGGGAGCCAGUGCCUCCCUGAUUCUAUUGGACUCCAUCUCUGCUCAUUCCCUGACUGUUGGCCAUGCUGGCUGGGGCUGCUGGGAGUUGAAUAAUAAUAAUAAUAAAUUUUAUUUAUAUCCCGCCCUCGCCAGCCGAAGCCGGGCUCAGGGCGGCUCACGGUGGCGAAGUCCAAUAUUAGGAGGGCCACAAGUUUACUAUUCCUGAUGUAGAGCAUUGCUCACCAUAUCAUACAUGGAAUCUGGUGAUGUUUACUUUUGAACAAUUGGCAGUAGAUGCAUUGCUAGGGGAUGGCCAGGGGGUCUGAUCCCCAGGUCAUCUGUGGUGGACCCCAGAUAUUCCCUUCUUCUUCUUCUUCUUCUUCUUCUUCUUCUUCUUCUUCUAGCAAACUUUUAUUUUCCUUUUCUUAUAGGGAAGCUGGACACACUGCAGAGCAGAGUGCUGGUGAAAUGCCACCUACUCUUUUUAUAUAUAUAUAAGAUAUUUAUUAAGAUUUUCAAGAUAUUACAAAAUAAAAACAGAAAAAAGAAAAACACAAAAAAUAAAAAUAGUUAAAAACAACUCAAUUUUUCCAUUACUUAUUUUUCAUUAGCUUGUUUCCCAGACCUCCUCACGCCUCCCUUUUUUGGAUUCCAGUUCGGUUUGUUGGUUCAGCAAAUCCUUCCCCUCUUUGUCUAUCCUAAUCAUUAAUCUUAAAAUAUUGUAACAUUAAAUUUUUACCUGUUAAUAAUCCAUUUUUCAUAUUCCCUUAUAGUAUUGCAGCUAAAAACCACUUAAUUUCCAUCCAACAUCAUUCUAACAUUCAUUAAUUUUGCAGUAUUUCUGUAAAUAGUCUUUAAAUUCCUUCCAAUCUUCUUCCACCGACUCUUCUCCCUGGUCCCGGAUUCUGCCAGUCAUUUCUGCCAGUUCCAUAUAGUCCAUCACCUUCAUCUGCCAUUCUUCCAGAGUGGGUACAUCUUGUGUCUUCCAAUACUUUGCAAUGAGUAUUCUUGCUGCUAUUGUGGCAUACAUAAAAAAAGUUCUAUCCUUCUUUGACACCAGUUGGCCGACUAUGCCCAGGAGAAAGGCCUAUGGUUUCUUCAAGAAGGUAUAUUUAAAUACUUUUUUCAAUUCAUUAUAGAUCAUCUCCCAGAAAGCCUUAAUCCUUGGGCACGUCCACCAAAGGUGAAAGAAUGUACCUUCAGAAAUGCCACCUACUCACCAUCUUAAUGUCCCAGAGACACCUAUGAAUUAGAAUAUGCACACUUGUUGUUGGCCUAGGCUCUCAGUGCAGAAGCAGAUGGUGGGGCCCACAGACACAGCCAAUCACACACCCCUUCAUAGAGCUCCUUCUCUUUGUGGAUGUUGAUGAUUGAACAACAGGAGAUCCAUAAUAAUAGAUCCCUCACAUCAUGUCUAGGUGCACCCUUAAGCCAGCAAAGGAUCUGGGCCUGUUACUUAUCUUCUGCCAUUACAAUGAUAGCUGCCAUUACAACUGCUUUGCUCUUAUCUAUGAAAGAGGUGGGUGAGCCAACCAUGACUGCAGAAAGUCUCAUGUAAGAAACGAUGGCCAUUCUGAUUUCUUUUUUAUUGCUGAGUAUUCCUUGAAGUGUUUCCUCCAAUGCAACCAUUUAUGAACAGAUUUAUUCCUUUCCUGGUCCACUAUGACCAAUGUUUUGUAGAAUGUUGAGCUUUGUGAAGCUUUGACAGUGGGAGAGGCAAAUUUCCCCCUUUUCCCAUUGAAGACAAGGCAACCUAUGUGCUGGUUUUAGAGGGAUGGGGAGAAUACAGUUACCCUGACCCUUAAAUAUAUAUAUAUAUAUAUAUAUAUAGUUAUUUUUUGCUUUUGAAAAUGGCGUUUCACUUUCAUACCUCAUGUACCACCUGUUCUUACCAAAACGUUCUGUGCAGUAAAUGUUUCCACUUCAAAGGUACUUUACAGAAAUACAAGUAUUCUAUAAUGCCUGGUAGUGCUCCUCUAGGCAGCAGGUAGAAGCCAUUAUUACAUUCAGAAACAUUACCAUAAUUUGACUUCCAUACAGACCCCAAAAUUAAUGGACAAAAUUGCUCACAUAUGACAGGCAAGUGGGCCCUGAGUGUGGUGUCGAAAUGUUCAUAAAAGCUAUUGUAGUCACAGCCUGAAUAGUUGUUGAUAAAGCGUGUUCUCCUUCAUGGAGAGCACGUGUUGCGGUGGGGACCGCCAGGACACUCCAAAGUUGGGGGGGCAGGCUAAUUGAUCGUUGGCCACUGAUGCGAUUGGGGCUUCCCUUGUUGUUGGGAAGAAGUUAAUGUUGCCAUUUAUUGACUGACAGCCAGAAAUACUAAAACUCCUUGCACGAGGCUAGGGCUUCCUCUUUUUGCCCGUGCAUCGGAUUGCCCGUCACUCCCUCCCUAGAAUAGGGCUGUUCGCUUUGACCUUGCUAUGCCUGUCAUGGGGUCGUCUGCUUUGGAGUGGGGGCCUGGUAGGAAUUUUGUCCAUCUGACUGAUUGGCUGGGGCCAUUUGGUUUUUGCCUACUGCGUAGCAAAUCGUCACAACUUGUAAGGUUCGCGGUUAGGCAUUGGUUUAUGGUUUGGUUGGUUGAGGGGCAUGGAUUGGCUGUGCCUGCCUCUCUAAUGCUGCUGCUGCAAGGGAUUCCGUUAAAGGAAUUGGGGGCUAACUAUUGCUUGUCCACUCUGUCAAGGGGGCUCGGGCCAUAGCAAUGAGCUCCUGGUUCCAUUUGGGGUGAGGGCAGGUUCCCUGCUCCGCGUUACCCCCAAGUGUAUUCCCCUAUUCUGACUUUCGCAUCUUGCGGAAUGUCAGUCUGUCCCCCAUGGUGGGGGCAGAUAGUCGCAACCAAUGCCUAAGCAACCACUCACAAAUUUGUAUUUUAAUAAAGUUGUGGCCAAAAUUAUGCCAAAAAUCUUAAACAAAAAAUUCUGUGUGAUGUGUGAGUUAUUGGGGUGGACCUGGGGACCUCGACACGCAAGAAAUGCAUAUGAUAAAAAGUAAUUUCCUCUUUUGAAGGGUGGAAAUACCCUUGGAGGAAAAGGCUAUCGAUUGCUACUAUAUGCUACCUCCAGGUUCUGAAGAAGUAUGAAACAAUGGGAGAGGGCUAUUGUGCUAUCUUGCUGUUAGUGGGAUUUCCAUGGGCAUCCCAUCCUUAAGGCACUGAUCCCUACACACUCUACUCAUGUAUACCCUUUACCCAUGAGCAGCAGGCCCGUAUAGAGCUAUGGUGUAUCAUUUGGAAAGGAAAUAAAUAAACCUAAGUUUGUCACGUCCAUUGACUUCAAUCGCUCUACUCUAAGUCGGAGUAGCAUUGGCUAAAGGUAAAGGUAAAGGACCCCUGACAGUUAAGUCCAGUCGCGGAUGACUCUGGGGUUGCAGCGCUCAUCUUGCUUUACUAGCCGAGGGAGCCGACGUUUGUCCGCAGUUUUUCCGGGUCAUGUGGCCAGCAUGACUAAGCCGCUUCUGGCGAAACCAGAGCAGCGCACGGAAAUGUCGUUUACCUUCCCGCCAGAGCGGUACCUAUUUAUCUACUUGCACUUUGAUGUGCUUUCAAACUGCUAGGUUUGCAGGAGCUGGGACCAAACAAUGGGAGCUCAGCCCCACCCCCUAUAUGGGAACGUUGAUGCAGGGGACAUUUCUAAGAUGAAUGUAGCAACACUUGAGGUCUGAGAGCUUUCAUUAAUUGAUUUCAGGAGUGGCUUGUCCAGCUGGCCUCAUGGCAGCAGAUUUGGUGCAGGUUACAGGGAGCGGGGAAAGGAAAGCCAAGUCAGAGCUGUGCAAAAACAUUGGCAGAGCCAAUCUGAUGCUCCCACCAAUGGCCCUGCACAGACCUGAGCUUGCCACUGCCUUGUCUGUCCCCAGGAAAUGGCAGCAUCAACACUGCCAGGGGGUUAUUGUUGUGGUGUCACUCCACUGGUGAGCUAUUUCUGAUUUAUUUUAUUUUUACUUUUGUUUCUGACCUUUCCUACAAGGAAUUCAAAGUGGCUGUAAGGAGGAGGCUGUAGCUGGAGCAUGACUCUGCCUCUGUCACAUCGUGCAAUGCAGCACUUCUUCUGGCCCUGCCAUAUUUUCUUCCAGUUAGACCAGUUAUAAAACUGGUCUAACUGGAAGAAAACACGGCAGGGCCAGAAGUGCUUCAUUACAGACCCAAUCAUGCAAGGGGGGGGGGGGCAAAUCAGGAGGAGAUAUUUGUAUGCUCACACAGUAAACCAUUAGUUAUCAACAAUUAACUAUGGUUUAUUGUGACGUGUGGCAACUUCCGGGGUGGCGCCAUCGGUAAUGGCGGAUUCCCUCUGAUCUGGAGGGACCAGCUCCAUGGGAAACGGGUCUUUCCCGCUACAGCGAAGCGGGGACCCUUUCAAAAAUCACAGGCGGAUGAAGCCUGUGACCAUGGGACUCGGCGGGCACCUUUAGCGCCCCCCCAACCCGCAAAGGAACCCACUAACGGGCUCCGGAGCGAAGGGGGGAAGUGGCGCGGUGCUGAGAGUCAACUGCUUCUUCCGUGGAGCGAAGCCGCACAGCCGUUGCCGGAGAGCGCUGCCUUUUCCUGGGACAAUUUGGCUUCUAAAACAAUCACCUGUGAGUACUUAAAUUUCGGACAAUUGGACUCUAAAUAAGGACUUGCGUGCAGAAAGGAAAAUUGGACUUAAAAGUUUAUUUCAAUUUGGCACUGAAACGGGAAGGUCUAAACAGGAAGUCAGCCUUCCGUUUCUUUGUAGAUAGAUUAAAGCAAAGACAUGGCAAACUAGAGCUCAGAAAAUCGCUUGUAAAGGACUAACUUUCAUCAUUUAAGAUUGCUGAACCCCCUUCGGAAGCAGGAGAAGAGGGGGGAUUUUUUUCUGACUGUUUAAACCUGCAGAAGUGAGUGUAAAGUAAAGUAACUUUCCACCGUCUUGAUCCUGGAGCGGGGUGUCAGAAGUGACGUUUUUUGAAGCUCAUUAACCAGAGACAAACGUUUUGACAGAUAGCUAGAAGAAGAGAAACAUAGUGAUCCCAUUGUUCCCCUUCGCAUUUUAAAGGAACAAAUAUUGACAAAAUAUCUGAAAAAGGAAACUUUGUUGUUAGAUUUGUCUUUAAAAGAAAAGAACAAAUAGAAGUUUUCCCCUAGAGGAGCCUGUGAAACUGUAACUAAUUCUGAAUCGGGAGCUUGCAGCUGUUACAGAUUACGAUCGUGGGAAUAGACUUCUGACCUUGCAGGACAAUGUAUUCAGAAGCUCUGCUGUGUGCUCUCUGUAAAACAAGUGCCCUACUGGAACAGCUACAUGAAAAGACGGACUUGAUGACUGAUGCAAUCAAAAAUUUUGAACAGACAGUGGGAAAUUAUAUGGAGCCCUCUCAGGAAUUAAAUCAGGAGUGUGCCCUGACAGAACAGAUGAGGGAAGAGGAUGUUGCUGAAUCUUGGGCGCCAGAGAUGGAGGGAGCUGUGGCCCAGCAGGAACAUGAGCUCUUGGAUUUGACAAAUGAACUUGGAAAAAGCCAGAUUUGGAAAGAUAAAGUUUGGUUUGGUUUGGAAAGGGGGGGUUGGAUAGACCCCCCAGUGCAAGGAUGUUUGGACUUUUCAAGUCUGGCAAUGGGCUGUGAGAUGUUUGGGGUUGUGGGGGCUCUUAAUUUUGGAGAGACUUUGAAAUAUGUUCUUAAAUACCACAUGGAGUUUAGUGUGGACUAUGGAAAAGGGGCUGAUUUGUCGAGAAGGGUCAAAAACAUUGCUAAGAUGGAGUUCCCACGAGUGAAAGGAGCAGGAGACAAAGGAAAAUACAGUUAUAAAUAUGAAGAAGAGCCGCGGAAGGGACAUGGAAGGGACUUAAGGGCCUCGGAUAUAAGAUUACCAGGUUAAUGCGCUAGAUUGAUGAGAUAAAAAGGACUGACAAAACCCGGGACCAGGAGGAAGAGACGCUGGAUGAAGAUUGGAUUGUUUUUUUAUUUCUUUUUUAUUAUUAGGACUGUUUUAUAAAAUUGAUGAAUGUUAGAAAAAUGUUGGAACGAAAUUAUUUGGCUUUAGCAAAAAUGUUUAAAGAACUAUGUAAGAAUAAUAUGGUUAUGAGAAGUUGGUAAAAAUAAGAUUUAAGUUUUAGGUUUUAAGGUUUUUUAUAGUAAGAUAAGAUUAAAAUAGAUUAAGGUAAUGUAAUGACAGAAUAUUAUGAAAUAUGGAAAGGAUUUGUGCGACAAUUAACAACUAGGAUACAAAAAAAAGGGAGGAGGAGGAGGUCAAAGAAAGAAGGUAAUGACAGUUAAGGAUUUGAGAAUAAUGGAUUUGUUUUUAAAUGUUUGUGGUAUAUUUUUGUCUUUUGAUCGUGUUGUGCUAUUUUUUGAUUUUGAUUAUUGUUAAUUUGUAUUGUUUGAUGUGGUUUGUUUUUUCUUUGUUUUUUCUUUCUCUUUUUCUACCUUGUUUUCUUUUGUAAUUCUAAAAAAUUUUCAAUAAAUAUCAUUUAAAAAAAAAAAGAAAAAAAAUAUUGUGACAUGUGAAUGCAGUCAUUGUUUCCAUGCUUGUAGGCAAAGGGUCAUGUAGCUGCUGCUUGGUGACAUGUUUGUUAGCAGAAAUGAUCCCUUUCAACAUUUACCUGUAUGCACUAUGGCUAUAGGCAAAGUAGAAAAAUGCAGAUUAUGACAGGUCAAAAGCUAUGAAAAUACCUCUUGAAAUGUGGGGAACCCAUAAAUGUGUGUGUGUGUACGAGCGCGUGCAGAUCUGUGUAUAUAUCUAUCAACUUAUAACUGAAAUAUACAGCAAAACAUGGAAGUAAUGCAGUGAUUUGGGAAUUAGUUAUUAUUUACUCAGAAUAAUGAAUAUACAGUUUCGUACUGCUUUAUGUUAAUGAAACAUGAAUUAAAACUGCAUUAUGCUGAAAUUGCUGCAGCACAUCUACAUUAAUAUCAAAUGAAUUCAUUAUGACCAGCAUAGUUACAAUGAAUACUAAAUGAAUUAAUAAUAAUGAACCAUGUUAAGUGAUAUCUAAUUGUUUUAUUUCAUUUUUAUGUAUAUUUUGUCCAGAUUUAACUGUUAGGUUAAUAGGGAAUGGCAUUCAUUAAGUCAUUUCCCUGCCAAGCUUUGGCAAAGGGCACUUAGUUUCACACCACAUCCUAUGUGCACUGCGCAUCAUUCAUCUCUGCUCACCUCCCCCCACAUACACUUUCAGUCAGGGAAAGGAUUCUGCUCUAAGACUGGCGGGAAAAUAGAACAGUACUAAGGGCCAAAGAGCCAAAUAAUGUUUAUACUAUUGUGAUUUUAAUUGUUUCAUCUAUGACAUUUUUAUCUUGCUCUUACUAAGGGACUCACAGCUGGUGGAAUUUCCCCUGUUGUAAAGAAUAUAAAACCAUUCCUCACAUAAAGCAGUGGUAACGUCCCCUCACUGGUCUCUUCGCUGAUAUGCACAGAAGCAACUUCUAUUCCCUCUUCUCUCUCUCUCUCUCUCUCUCUCUCUCUCACACACACACACACACACAAAGAGAGAGAGUACCUGCCUGAUUCUCCAUUUUGUUUUGGCUUCUCCACUUGCCCCCACUUAAAGGGAUUCCACCCUCACUACCUUCUCCCUGUUCUGGGGGUUUUCAGUCUGGGUUGCCUUCCUGUGGAACACCCUGUUUGGUAGGAAAGUGUAUCGUGUAGGCUCUCCAGUAUGGGAGCGAUUCAGCUCGCAUGCACAGCAGCUGCCUGGAAUAAGUUUACCCCACACAGAAUGCAUGUUGAGCAAUGUUACACCAAACAGACGCUGGAAAUGCAAGAAGAAUCGAUUCCACUCUAGGGAGUCCACAUUGUGUGCCUUCCUACGCACCCCAAAGUCCAGUCCAGCGGGAGGGCAGGGGUAGGGGGUGGUGCAGCCAGCUUUGGUCUGGAAUGGUGGACUCCUGAGAAUUUCUUGGCCAGAGUCUGACUUGGCUAACGGCCCUGUCCCUGGUAGUCGAGCUUCUAAAAACCAUUAUGUGAACCCCACAAUUAGAGUUCACAAUGAAUAAAGUGAGCAAGCAUUCUCUCUACCACCCAGCAAAAUAUUAAUUGCAUGACAUGUAUCUGAGUUCAUUAUACACAACCAUAUUUUCACAUGUACAUUAUUUCCCAUGGUAAGAGAAGCUUUCCCACCCUUGUAGAUGUAUUCCUUUUACGACCUCAUAUUGCAAUACCGGGUUACAGAUCCCAAGCUGGCAACUGUGGGCUGGAAUUUCCCAGUUCUGCAUUUCAGUGUCUCCAUUUUUUAUUUCCUUACUUUAGGGUUGUUUACAUUUCCCUUCUCUUAACUGACUUAACUUCUCACUUAACUAACCAAGUUUCUAGCAAUUAAAUUUUUCUCUGUUUUUAUUGUCUGAUAAUUACACAAGUGCACACUGUAAAUGCAUAUUUCCAGCUGAUAUAAGUAUGCUACUAAACAAAAUGUAUUAUCCUCUUUUGAAGCACUGCUGUGGAAACAUUUCUUUGGGGUCUCUGUCUCACCUAUUCCCCAUCCAGUUCAUAAUAACAGAAGUUGGGAGUUAGACGCCCACUUCUUCCUCUUUAAUAGUCCCCCUCUUUCCUUUUAAAAAAUGCAUUGAUAAGAAACACAUUAUUUCACCCUUUCCCCUUUAUCCCUCCCCUCCCCUUUCCUUUUUCUUUCCUAUUUUUGUUUUAUACAACCUUCUUUCCCAUCCUUCCCCUUUUUUAAUUAUUCCCUGAUAUUACUUUCUAUAUAUCAGACACAGGACCUUCAGAGAAAUGGUGUAACGUAGAAUGUUCCUACAAAAAACCAGCCAGCCAGCCAUGCUCUUUCCUGGGAGAUUCCAUUCCAUUCCCUACCCAACUUGGCUUUUGUCCCAUUCCCCCUCCUCUGCCCUGACGUUAGUCCACAGUCCAUGACCACUGCGACUACUCAGUCCCCAUCAUUUUAAUCCCCCUUUGCCCCCUGGCGAAGUAUUUUUCCAUUCUGUGAACUUUGGGGGUUACAUGAGCAUGCCGAGAUCUCUCACUUGUUUCUCAGUAGGCCCAUUUUGGCUAAAUAGCCAUCAAAACCCAGUACCUAAAUUUGAUUCUGGAAAGUAUACAGAAUGAUGAUACAGUUUAUGUAAUAUUUAUAUAUUAUACCUUCCUGAGUACAUGGUGCAUAACAUUCUGUUUGUUAUGAUGUAAUGUCCAACUAUAACGUUAAGAAUAUUAAGAACUGCUACCACACCCUCCAACACUUUGAAGGCAAAAUCUGGGGCACCAUCUUCCUAGAUGCCAUUUUCCCUUUUUUUAUCACAAGAGCACGGUAGCCAUUUUGGCUGUCGUGAUCUUGCACGAUUUCAUACCCAGGUCCCCCAGCCCAAAAAGUGCUAUUUCAGGCAUGGUGCCCAAAAAUGAGCAAUUUGGGGUGCCACUCAAUAUUAUGGCCCCGAGAAAAGUACUUGGGGGAGGAAUUGCGCCAGGAAAUCACACAUGAUCAAGGCAACCAAAAUGACCAUCAUUUCCUCACAAUAAAAAAUGGGAUGUCCCAGUUUUUUCAGGACACUUGAAGGGAGUAGCCAUGAUGACUAUACUCUACAUCUACUGUUGGAGGCCAGUAUACCAGCUGUAGGGAAUCACAAAUGGGUUGGCCUUUGUAAGAACAGGAUUCUGGAACAGAGGGGCCUUUGGCCUCAUCUAGGAGGAAUUCCCCUAUGUUUUUGACUGUAAAUUUAGCACAAUUCAUAUUUUCAGCAAUUCUGAAACAACCCUGCCCUUUUUUUUUCUUUUCUUUUUUUGCACUUCCACAAUUUUUUAAUUACAUGUAUAUCCCUUUUGCUCGGGGUGGUCCUUCCCUCCCAUCUGAUCCUCACAACACCCCUGUGAGGCAGGUUGUGAUGAGAGGCGGUGAUUGGCUCAAGGUCCCCUAGUGAGCUUCAUUGUCAAAUGGGAAUUUUAACCUGGAGAUCCUCUGGAUUAUUAAGGAAAACAGAAACCCUAAGCCAACACAGAAAGUUGGCAAAAGCCCAAGUCUCCCACACAGGGACAAUAGCGUCUACUAAAAUAACAGUUUUCUGCUUGCUCCUUUAGUGAAAGUUGCUAACUAUAUGGAAAGAGGCUUGGGCAUACAAAAGGUGUAUUUCUUGCUCCAGCUUACCUAAUUAUACUUGCCAACAGAUCUCUGAAUAUAUUUCAGAAGUAAGUAGUCAUUUCAAUUAUUGUGCUUUGUAGCACAUUUAAAGGCAAAAUAUUAGAUCUGCACUAUAUGAACACCUAAUAAUUUAAAGGAAGCAGCUUGCCAGGAAGAAACUAGUAAGGCAUUAGGAAUCACAAAAGCACAUAAAAGCAAACUAAUAAAUGGAGAUUAUGGUGGCUGAACGCCAAAUACUUCCUCUACAUCUCCCACUUCUCAUGUACUUAAAAGUGAGCGCUUGUAGUUAGGCUUUUGUAUAACCUGGGCCUGGCUUAGUAGUCAAAUUGUUUAACCCUCCAUGUUCCUGUUCUUUUGAGCCUGGAUUUAGGGGCUUGAUUGAGAUGAAAAGAAAUUUUAGCUGUAGUCAAAUUAGAUCCAUGUCGUUCCUCCACUGUAAAGCCCUGGAAUCUUGGCUCUGCUUUUUGUGACCCUUUACCCUUCAAUUUUGCAAAUGUUUUUAAAUCACCUCACAUGGCGCAGCAUAUUGUGUUUCCAUAAAAAGCCACUUAUUAUGUUAAUCUGUUUACUUGGGACCACAUUUUAUAUAUUUUCCCAAACAUGAGGCUGGCUGCUGUAAGUGAAUCAUAUUAGUAAUGUAACUGAGAAUAAUCUAAUCCUAGAAGUAACUUUGAGAAGCUGUGACCUGCAUGAAGACGUGGUGUUCUAUUUAUAUUUAAUGCUCUUUUGUAGACAUAGACUUGGUGUAGUACUUUAUCUGCCCCCAAAUGCAGAGACUUACUUCAGAAUCCUAUAAAUUGCAUCAUUUGUAAUGGGUCUGGUGGCAAUGGGGAUGACACCCCAAUAGUAAACCCAAGAUAAAAGAUGGGAUCCAAAUAAUCCAAUUUGCAAAUGAAUAGCAUUUCUGUGUGUGUGUGACAAGGACGUCAGAGAAACCAUACUUUAUAUAUUUUCCCAGAUAACCUGAUUUUAUCCCAAACCCCUCCAGUUCCUCCUCCUCCUCCUCCUCCUCCUCCUCUCUCUCUCUCUCUCUCUCUCUCUCUCUUUUCUCUAUGUCGUGUCAGGCCAGAAAGAAAAUUUGGGAAAUGAGGCAUCCCUUGUCAAAUAAAUGCUUCUACCCCAUACUGGCAAAUAAAUGUCAACCAACAAAUUACUAGAUGAACAGGUACAUGGAAGAUGAUAUGGUGUGUCUUUUCUCCAGUUAUGAAUCAUUGUAUUUCAUCUCUAAAUAUAGUAUUUUGACUCACUAGUAUACCUGGGUAGGCUGCAGAUCCUGAGCUUUCUUAGUCAGCAUUUCUUCAGUCACUUAUAGAUCCAUGGCAUCUCCUUUUUCUUCCCUCGAUUGCUGUUUGAACGAAGCAGUUUGAGAGCCACAAUUCCCCAUAUUAUGAGUGCAAAUCAUUUUAUAAUCAUAAUUGAAAUAAAACCCAGAAUCUAUUUGAUGGGCAUCCAUCAGAAAGAUAUUAAACAACGACACUGAAAACAGCGGCAGAACCAUCUGAUUUAAUCCACUGCCUCAGAAACUGUCCUCUUACCAUUACUUUUGGCUUUCACAUACUUGUGACAAUUUCCACCAUCCCUGUGGGUCCAAAACAAGUCUCUGUAUCCAACUACCAUCAGGCACUGGGGCUGAGGGCAGCAACUACAGCAUUAGAGACAACUAAUGAUAAGACAGCAUUGGGGGGGGGCGGUACUGGCUCCAGCAUUAGAUGCCAGCAUGUCUUACAUGUUAUCCUCCUAGUUAGGAUAUUAUAGAAAUAUUGCAUUGUGUACUCAAGCCACAAUGUGUCCCACAAGUGAUAUAAACAGUAAAGGUAAAGGGACCCCUGACCAUUAGGUCCAGUCGUGACCGACUCUGGGGUUGCGGCGCUCAUCUCGCUUUAUUGGCCGAGGGAACCGGCGUCCAGCUUCCGGGUCAUGUGGCCAGCAUGACUAUGCCGCUUCUGGCAAACCAGAGCAGCACACGGAAACGCUGUUUACCUUCCCAUCAGACCUAUUUAUCUACUUGCACUUCCUCUUAAUGCGUUUCUCCCUAUUGUCCUGAGUUUGAGCGUCUUCAGAGUCCAGCCUCUGGUAAAGGCUGUUCUCCAAUUGGAGCGUUCGCAAGCUAGUGUUUCCCAGUUGUCAUUGUUUAUACAGUGGUACCUCGGGUUACAGACGCUUCAGGUUACAGACUCCACAAACCCAGAAAUAGUACCUCAGGUUAAGAACUUUGCUUCAGGAUGAGAACAGAAAUCAUGCUCUGGUGGUGCAGCGGCAGCGGGAAGCCCCAUUAGCUAAAGUGGUACCUCAGGUUAAGAACAGUUUCAGGUUAAGAACAGACCUCCAGAACGAAUUAAGUUCUUAACCUGAGCUACCACUGUACUACAUUAUUUUUAGAUUUGCCUUGAGAGAGUCUUUAAACCUCUUUUGUUGACCACCAGCAUUACACUUUCCAUUUUUAAGUUUGGUAUAGAGUAGUUGCUUUGGAAGACCAGUCCAGAGGGGUGGGCCUGUCUGUGAGCUAUGGGGACCAGUAGAUCUCACUUAGUGUACGGCAGCUGUCUAUGUCCUUCCUAUUCCUCCAUUAACUUUAAUAGGGAAGUAGGAGGCUACCUUACACUGAGUCGGAAUCUUGGUACACCUAGCUCAGCAUCAUGCACACUGAUUGGCAGCGACCCUCCAGGGUUUCAUAUGGGGCAGAUGCUAAGGAUUGAACCAGAGACCUUCUGCAUGCAUAGGAGGUGCUCUACUACUAAGCUAAAGCCCUUCCUGUGCCACCAUUUAUCUCUUCCUUAUUCCUCUUGCCUCUCUACCAUUUGUAUUUGUGAUUAAUAUCUGUGCGUUUCCCCCCUUUUGCUUUCAUUCAUGACAUCAAGGCUAAAAUUAAGAUUUAUCCUUCAGGAGGAAGAUCUGUCUUCCUGAAUCAUCUGUGAAGAGCUUAGCUUCCUUCCUCUCCCCCCUCCCACCCUCCCAUCUUUAACAAAAUAAGAUGUCAAUUACAUAACUUCAUAGCCCCAAGUCAAGCAGAGGAUAGCGGGUAGGGUGGGAGAGAAUCCAAGUUCCUCUGACCCAACUGUGAUGGCAGCAGCACAUUUAGACAUGCUUCUCCGCAGGAUCCUUCCGUUUCCACCCAAGGAGCUGCCAAUCCCGACUUUUGAGAAACAGAUGAAUUAGCUGAUAUAUUCUAAAAAGGAAAUGAAGUUGAAGUCACCCUGGCCAGUUUCCACUUCAGCCACCUAAGCCGUGAUUAGAACUGCUUUUCUCAGUCUGUUACACUUUGUAUUCAUUCUGCCGCCUCAGUUGUGGGGAGUGCUGUUGGAAUUGGCACAAGUAGUAAAAGGAUGAGAGAAGGCAAGCCAUUAAAUGACAGAGGAAUUUCCCUUUCCUCUGCAAACUGUGAUAAUAAUUAAAAACAAAAAAUAUAUAUACUGAACUGUGCCCUCAACCAAAUGCAAACUGAAAAUUUACAUGAAAAUAGACUAAAGGGAAUAUGAGACAGAGAUGGAUUCAUCAAAGUAGAUCUUUCCCUGCAGCUUCUGAAUUUAAACUAACUCCACUCCUGUUUCUUAUUUCUCUAAGUUUAAUGAAUACUAAUAAAUAGCACUAGUGAUUAUUACUCAAUUGCUGUGUAGGUGUAGAUAAUACUAUGAUUUUCUAUUUAUGAUGAAUCAUUUAUAUAUGCAUAAAUAUACACACCUUCACUACUUAUCACAAGGAGUCCUGUCAAUUUUCAAGGAGAUAUAUAUGAGGAUGCCUUUAGAAGGAAACACUGCAUUUGAAGUAUUCCACACACACCAAAUUUUUUUUUUGUUGCUUUCAUCAACAUCUUUCCACCAACAAUAUUAAAUUCAGUGGUCUCAGAUCAAAGCUGGUUUCCAAGAUUAUUUUUCCUUUCUAUCUGCAUACAUCCAAAUUUUAACAAUGAAUCCUUUGCCUACAUGCUACAUUCAUAAAAAAGGCCCUUAGAUAUAUAGAUAUAGCUGGAUAGAUUGCUACAUUAUUUCAGAAAUAGAGCAAUUAUUUUAGAAGCUCUUAUUGCCAAGGAACUGCUCCACUUUAUCCAUUAAUGGGCUGUGGGAUAAAGAGCUCUGAGGCAACUUCCCAGGGAUUCUGAUAUGUUUAUUUAUGUGAGCAAUGUGAAGGAUCAUGCAUGGGGAGUGUUACUGUCUGGAAUCCGCCUUGCCUGGCCCCUACAAAGGCCUGCAUCCGAGCAGGAGACUCACUGCUGACCCCGCAGCUGCUGGGCCUCCUUCUCUUCCUCCUUCCUCCUCUUCCUACCUGAUCACCCUCCUUCUCCACUUGCAUUGACAGUGACAAGAAAGAUCAGCAGCCUCCUUCUGCUGCACGUUCCAUCAGUGGAAGGAUUUCUGCUUGUGCAACAGAACAUUCCCUCCCUGCACCCCCAGUGCUGUUCUAGGGGUUCUUCCCAACCCCCUGGAGUAGAUUUAGGAAGGAAACAUGGCGCAACUGGGAGAGGAAUUGGGGAGAGAGUCCUGCUGCACAAGCGAAAACACUUAUUUUGGUGUGACAGGCUAACCAAACACCAGUGGCGUAGCGUGGGGGUGCAGGGGGGGCCGGCCGCACCGGGCGCAACAUCUGGGGGUUAGGGUUAGGGGGCGCAAAUCCACGGGUGACAACCCACGCUACGCCACUGCCAAACACCACCCAGAAUAUAGAAUAUAUUAUAUAGAAAGGUGGCAGAAUUAACACUGGCAUCAAUUAUCCAAACUCAGUUCGUAGAAUCUUAGAGUUGAAAGGGACCCCAAGGGUCAUCUAGACCAAACCCUUGCAAUGCAGGACUCUCAACGAAAGCAUCCAUGACAGAUAGCCAUCUGACCUCUGCUUGAAAACAUCCAAGGAAGGAGAGUCCACAACCUCCUGAGAGUCCACAACCGCCAGUGUCAAACAGCUCUUACUGCCAUAAAUUUAUUCCUGAUGUUUAGUCACAAUUUCCUUUCAUGUAACUUGAAUCCAUUGGUUCCUGUCCUAUCUUCCAGAGCAGGAAGAAACAAGCUUGUUCUAUCUUUCAUGUGACAGCCCUUUCGAUGUUUGAAGAUGGUUAUCAUAUCUCCCUUCAGUUUCCUCUUUUCCAGGAUAAACAUACCCAGCUCUUUCAACUGGUCCUCAUAAAGCAUGGCUCCUAGACCUUGAUCUUCUUGGUCACCCUCCUCUGCACAUGUGCCAGCUUGUCAAUGUCCUUCUUAAAUUGUGGCACCCAGAACAGGACACAGAACUCCAGGUGUGGUCUGACCAAGGUAGAAGAGAGUGGGACUAUGACUUCCCUUGUCCAGAACACUAUGCUUCUUUUGAUGCAGCCUAGAAUAGCAUUAGCUUUGGUUUGGUUUUUUGCUGUUAUAUUACACUGUUGACUCAUGUUGAGCUUUUGGUCUCCUAAGACACCUAGACCCUUUUCAAUGUAUGAACUACUAGCAAACUAGGUGCCCUCACCUUAUAUUUGUGCAUAUGGUUCUUCCUGCCUAAGUUUAGAACCAGACAUUUAUCGCAACUGAAAUUCAUUUUGUUAGUUUGGGUCUGGUUGUCCAAUCUGUUAAGGUCAUCAUGAAUCCUGAUUCUGUGCCAUUAGCUACCCCUCCCAGUAGCUGAGCUGGCCCAAGCCUGGGUGAGCGAAAAUGAGCCUUUGAAACAGAGUUUGAUUUACACCAGCUUUUAUGCCAGUGUAAGUUCUGCUGACUUGCCAGGUCAUGUGACUGAAAGAGGUUUGGAGUAGGUGCCACGCCUCUUCCAUAUCCCCAGAAUGCCACUUUUGGGGGACUUUUGUCAGCUUAAGGUCAGCUGUCUUAAAUUCUGCUGGCAGAGCCCUGGCUGAGGCGGCAUAAGCUCUGGUUUAGCAGAGUUGAGGGAGUUAUCCUGACAGAACUCUGUCUGACAGCCCAAGACCCACCUAUUGAAAAUUUGCUCAUCCUGGCUGAUCCCAGGUUUGGAUUAGACUGUAAAUUUGUGAGCAUUUGGGUUUGGGUUUGGGUUUUUUUGGCAAAUAUAUACAUAUGACUGAUUAAUAUUCUACAGACUUUUAAAUGUGUCUGUGGGAAGGGGGGCUAUUAUUUUGCUGUUUUGUUUUACUUAUUUAAUCCUUUUUUAAAUUAUGUGAGCCGCCCUGAGAUAUUAUGAUGAAAAGCGGUAUAUGAAUCUAUUUUUUAAAAAUGUAAAUAAUAAAUUAAUUUAUUGAGAUUUUAGAGUUAUACAACAGUUACUUUAAGUAACCAAUUCAACAACAAAAUUCCCACUAAUUUUGCAUCUUGAAGUAUUUACAGGGUAGUUUGGGGUAUAUAUGUAACUUUGUUACAUCCAUGCUUUUGUUUACAUUUUUGCCUUAAUUUAUUUUCUUCUUUUCUCCACAGGAUAUCUCAUUCCUGGACUGUGUUAUCUUAAAACUUCAAAGAAGCAAAGGAGAAAACAAACCAGCAAAGAACGCAUAG